UUUAUUGGCUCAGCUAAGAUCUCUCUACAAGACCUGGCUCAUGGUCACACCAAGUCCUUCCCAGCAAAGAACCUGUCCCUGGUCAAUGAGAAGAAACAGGAUACUGGGGUGAGUUUCUCUAUGGCUACACACUUGCGUUACUAAGAAUUAACAGCUUCAAGAAUUAACAAGAUUUAUAAACAUGUAUAAGUGUUUACAAUUGGCUUAUUCUUAAAUGUAAAUAUGAAGUGUAACCGAUAAUAAUUUAUUGUAGUGACAUUGUCAAGAGGUUCGGUGCUUUUGGCUUAAUGGCUAAUGUGUUGGGUUGAAAGUCGCUGGACCCGGGUUCGAGUCCCGGUCAGAACUAUCACACAAAUUCCCUACAUUGAUGUAAGAAGUGUGAUGGCGCCCAUAAGGUCAUCGGAGAGGCGUGUACACAUGAAGGACUUGGAAUAAAGAAGCUUGGACAAUGCUCUCCUGAAGGGAGGGGCUAGUGUAGCGAGUAGCGACCUUAACCCAACACCUAGCGACAUCGUCAAGAGGUUCUUGUCUCUUGGUGUAACUGCUAAGGUGUUGGGUUGAUAGUUGCUGGACUCAGGUCUGAGUCCCGGUCGGAACUAACCCACGCAUUUGCUACAAUAUCAUAACUAGGUUAAAACUUCUUGACCAUUUAUGGCAAUUAAAGUUGUCAGUACUGUAAGUAUUUGCAAGUGUGAUACAUUGUGUUGAAGGAGCAUUUUGACAUUUAAUCCCAUCUGUUUUUUAGGCGACCAUUAAUUUGAUGAUAGGGUAUGAGCCGCCAGCUAACACCACUCCUAACCUUAACAAUCAAACUGAUGAAGACCAGUCGUAUGGGGACACAGGUCAGUUUAACAUAACAAAUAUGUGGCACAUCAUCUCUUUGUUUUGGUUAAGCAAAUGGUCUCCUUCUCUCUUGAGAUCAGUUCCAAUGCCUUUGACAUGCUAAUAAUGUAAAUCAACUCUUAUACAUGUAGUUUUAGAAAAGUAUGCAGCUAUCUCAGUGGUAUGUUCGGGUUUGGUAUUGCAGUGGAAGCCUGAUUCCCAGAUUUGUUUGUGUGUUAGCCAACUCCUCUGUCGUUCAAUAUCAUGUAAUGAGCAGUUGACUAAAGUACAAACAGAUCUGGUAGCCAGGGUUGUGUUCAUUAGGGCACACAACAGGAAACUUUUGAAAACGGAAAACAAAAGCUUGCAUUUCUUAUUGGACAAGUCCAGGUAGUCCCUACCUGUUUCAGAGGUUUUUUCUCUCUCCAUUAGGUCUCUAAUGAAUACAACCCAGGUAACCAGGCUAGUGAGGUGGAGUGAUGUUGUGGUUUUAGGCUUUGGUUGGUAGGAAGUAUUGGAGUGGUACUGGCUUGUCUGUGUUCAUUACACCAGUGAAAGGCUGCUUGCUGUUUAUGGAAAUGGUGGAUGCAAAUGAACAAGACAAACAACACACACAGCCUUUUGCAGACUCUGCCACAAGGCAACAUAAUCAAUAGAACAUAUUUUCUGGUAUAUUCCAUUGGUUGCUCGCUUUUGGAGUCAGUUCCAGGAAUGGUUGUUAUGUCAUAAUAUCAGGUUACAGAUGGACCUGCAAACUGUAUUGUUAGGUGAUCUGAAAAAAAUAGAUCAGUCAAUGGGAAAUAUAAUUUUACUCCUGGGUAAAGUCUUUAUUUUUAGGGCUAUAUUGGUAGAAAUGUUACAAAUAGGGAGGUUCAGGACCCUCGUAGUAAAAUGAAAAUUGCAAAAGGAAAUAGCAAAAUGGCAUUAUAUUGGGAAAGAUGGGUUAAUCUGUGGACAUCGGAGAGUUGGAGUUCAGAUUGGAUGGUGGAUUGGUUGCUGUGGGUGAAAAUCCAGCACUUGAAGAAAGAGGAAAUUAGGAAUAUACCUGUAUGUCUAAUUCUUUAACUACAGGUACCGUAGAUGUGAGCAAAAAUAGCUGUAAGUAGCAGUAGAAGUAUUGUUGUCUGUUAAUUUACUCCAAUCAGGGUAGGGAUGGUAGGGUAUGGAAAAAAAGUAUAUGCAGUAUAUAUGUAUUUUUUAAAUACACACAAGUACUCUCAGCAGACAAUGUGCUGAACACAAGUCACCUGUCGGUAGAGAAUAGUGUGUCAUCCUGUGUUUAAAUGCUUCCAAGCAAUACGCUUGGUUUUCACAUAGAGAAAGAAAGGGGAUGUGAAAGGAAAGUAUGAUGUGUUUGUGUGUGUGUGCUUGUGUGUGCACGUUCUGGCUUCCCAGGUGGGGGGGAGGAAGGGGAGGAUGGGGAGGAGGUAUCCCUCGGGGGUCAGGUGGGGACCCCUGGAGCUCCACCCACACCUGGCCAGCCUGGUAACCCCAACCAGAGGCCUGUCCGGACCAGCCGCAAGAGACACCGGGCCCUAGCCAACAAGCCCCAGGACUUCCAGGUAGGGUACAUAGCUACCACAUGAAGUGCAUGUAAAAAGUUUAAAGUAUCCUCCUCUCCUCAUCUCUCUUUCCUUCAUUUGCACUGAUCUGAAACCAAAGGACAGAUGAAAGCAGUAUGGUGGAUGGUGGCUUUCACCCUCCAAUUCUUUCAGAUCAGUGGGAGAGGAGAAUAGGAAAGGACUAUUGAGAUGCAGCCCUGGAUGGUAGUAUGGGGCCCUGUUUAAAUACUUAUGAAAUGCGUCCUUCAUCCCAUUCUAUCUUACUUGAGGUAAUCACUAAUCUGUAUAGGUAUGAGAGGUGACAGCAAUAUGAUAACUAUGGAUUCACCAAUUCAAUCACUAACAGAUCAGUAAUUGCCUCAAGGAAGGAAGGAAAAAAGGAAGUAGAUAUGCAUUUUGUAGUAGAACAGCGCCUGCAGGUAAAUAAAUUAAAGGCCUAAUUAAGGAUUUUUGUGUUUGUUGAAGUCGCUCCGUUUUGGUUAAACUCUGUCACACUGUUGUCUUCAAUGACCAGAUUCGUGUUCGAGUUAUCGAGGGCCGACAGUUGCCGGGCAACAACAUCAAACCGGUUGUCAAAGUGAAUGUGUGCGGACAGACCCACAGAACCAGGAUCAGACGAGGAAACAACCCCUUCUUUGAUGAGGUAAUCUCUUCAUACAUCUAUGGUUUUAAACUGCCCUUACACUCCAAAAUCAAAACCACUAAGGCAAAGUUUCACUUCUCUGAUUGCACUGAAGAGAAUCUUCGUUCCAGUAUUUCAUCUUUUGAUUGAUUGGCUUUUUCACCCCUUUAAACGCUUGUCUUCUUCUUCUUCUUCUUCUUCUUCUUCUUCUUCUUCUUCUUCUUCUUCUUCUUCUUCUUCUUCUUCUUCGUCUCAGUGAUAUGUUUGAGUAAAUCUAAAGCAGAAUCCUCAGUUGGAUACAUCAUCUAUCACCCUGUCACGAUCGUCUACGAAAUGAGUGGACCAAGGCGCAGCGUGCGAUACGAACAUGACUUUAAUUGGUAAAGUACACGAAACAAAACAAAACACGAUCGUAAAGUCCACAGUGACAAUGACUGACAAGGAACAAAAACCCACAACCCUAAGGUGAACACUGACAGUUUAAAUAUGGCUCCCAAUCAGAGAUAACGAGCCGACAGCUGACACUCGUUACCACUGAUUGGGAGUCACACGACCAAACAAGGAAACAACCAAAAUACAACACAACCAAUACCAACCACAACCAAAUGAACACACCCUGGCUCAAAAUACACAGUCCCGGAGCCAGAGCGUGACAGUACCCCCCCCUAAAGGCGCGGACUCCGACCGCGCCUACACCCCAAAUAGGGGAGGGCUGGGUGGGUGUUGCUCCUCGGAGGCGGCUCCGGCUCCGGGCUUGACCACCACCCUUCUUCAAUCCCCCCGUAGCGCCCCCGGUCCGAUCUGACCCAGCUGGUAGGAUCUGGACUGACGACGCGCACCCCUGGCUUGGCGCGUGAGGCAGGAACGGACCGGACCUGGCCGACGAUACGCACCCUAGGCUUGAUGCGUGGAUUCGGAACGGGCCUCACCAGGCUGACGACUUGCAUCCCUGGCUUGGUGCGAGUAGCAGGAAUGGGCUGGAUCAGGCUGACGGCUCGCACCCUUGGCUUGGUGCGAGUAGCAGGAACGGGCUGGACCAGGCCGACGACUCGCACCCCUGGCUUGGUGCGAGUAGCAGGAACGGGCUGAACCAGGCUGACGACUCGCACCCUUGGCUUGGUGUGAGUAGCAGGAACGGGCUGGACCAGGCUGACGACUCGCACCCUUGGCUUGGUGCGAGUAGCAGGAACAGGCUGGACCAGGCCGACGACUCGUACCCCUGGCUUUGUGCGUGGAGCAGGAACAGGCCGGGCUGGGCUGGCGACGCACACCGUAGGCUUUGUGCGUAGAGCAGGGACAGGCCGGGCUGGGCUGGCAACGCACCCCGUAGGCUUUGUGCGUGGAGCAGGAACAGGCCGGGCUGGGCUGGCGACGCACCCCGUAGGCUUUGUGCGUGGAGCAGGAACAGGCCGGGCUGGGUUGGCGACGCACCCCGUAGGCUUUGUGCGUGGAGCAGGAACAGGCCGGGCUGGGCUGGCGACGCACCCCGUAGGCUUUGUGCGUGGAGCAGGAACAGGCCGGGCUGGGCUGGCGACGCACCCCGUAGGCUUUGUGCGUGGAGCAGGGACAGGCCGGGCUGGGCUGGCAACGCACCCCGUAGGCUUUGUGCGUGGAGCAGGAACAGGCCGGGCUGGGCUGGCGACGCACCCCGUAGGCUUUGUGCGUGGAGCAGGAACAGGCCGGGCUGGGCUGGCGACGCACCCCGUAGGCUUUGUGCGAGAGGCAGGAACAGGCCGGACCGGGCUGGAGACGCGCACCGUCCAUUUGGUGCGAGGGGCCGUAACAGGCCGGACCGUACUGGGGACACACACCACUGGCUCUACUCCGGGAACUGGAACGGGCCGGACCGGACUGGUAACACACCCCAGUACCUCUCGCCGUGCCUCUAAACCUCCUUUCCCUACUUUGACCAGUGGCCCCCGUAACCUGGUGGCCUUUUGAAUUCGCCCCUUCUCUGCCUCCGUCAGCCCCGUCGUCCAUGCCCUGUGCCCCCCCCCUAAAAAAUUAUUGGGGGUGCCUCUCGUCCCUCCGACGCUGCUCCCACAUCCAGGCUGCCGAUUCCUGGACACGCUGUUUGGUCCUUUGAUGGUGGGUUUUUCUGUCACGAUCGUCUACGAAAUGAGUGGACCAAGGCGCAGCGUGCGAUACGAACAUGACUUUAAUUGGUAAAGUACACGAAACAAAACAAAACACGAUCGUAAAGUCCACAGUGACAAUGACUGACAAGGAACAAAAACCCACAACCCUAAGGUGAACACUGACAGUUUAAAUAUGGCUCCCAAUCAGAGAUAACGAGCCGACAGCUGACACUCGUUACCACUGAUUGGGAGUCACACGACCAAACAAGGAAACAACCAAAAUACAACACAACCAAUACCAACCACAACCAAAUGAACACACCCUGGCUCAAAAUACACAGUCCCGGAGCCAGAGCGUGACACACCCUUGACCUCUCACAUGCAUUUUCUCAACCUUUCCUAGUAUACUAUACAAUUGCUACAGUAUGUCUGUAUGAAGUUCCUUCAAAAUCAAGAGUAUAGAAAGCUAUGUAAAAUGGUAAUGGUUAUGCCUAACUCUCUACUAUGUACAUAAAUAAACAAUGAAAAUACUGUAUAUAUCAACAUAUUUAUAAACCCUCUCCACAGGUUUUCUUCUUCAAUGUCAACAUGCUGCCUUCAGAGCUUUUAGAUGACUAUAUCAGUAUUCGGGUAAGUACAACACUCCCUCUCAGACUGGGUAUAGUCUGUAUCUUUAUACAGUGUGUUCACGAGUUCGGCUUCUCUCCAUCUGACGAACAUGUCGGAAGGGGUUGUAGUUGAUGGAGUAUGGUAAGAGGGUUUUGGCGUGGACAGUGGACUGAGAGGCCAGAACUCGGUCAGGGAUCGGGGUUGGUAGCUGGCUUCCCAGCAGGAUCAGCCCCCAGUCGUGGACUAAGGUUGUGCUGAGCCUGCUGGCAGAGCCAACCCCCGGCCGUAAGCCAAGGUUGUGUGAACAUGGAUCUGAUGAACAUGCAGGAAGGGUAGAGCUGACCCGCCAUUGUGCAGGAUGCCUGGAGGGUGAGUCGAUGGGGAGGCCAGACCCUGGUCGGUGAUCUGGGUUGGUAGCUGGCCUCCCAGCAGGAUCAGCCCCCAGGCAUAAGCCAAGGUUGUGCUGGCCCCCCUGCCCUUAUGCAAGAGAGACUUUCUGACAAUGAGGUCGCUACUGGUCCGAGUCACCACUGGUCAGAGUGGAAUCGCUGCGUGGAGAAACUGCGUGUGAGAGAAGAUGGGCGCGUGUGGGUGGCACAUCUGAGGAAGGCCGUGUGAUGGCUGCCUGGCGGAGCAGGAGGAUCUGUUCCGUCUCAGCGUGGUGAGACACGUGUGGGGAAGGCCAUGUGAGGGCCGUACGGUGGAAGCGGGAGGCUCUGUUGUGGGGAAGGCCAUGUGAUGGCUGUAUGGUGGAAGCGGGAGACUCUGUUCCGUCUCGCCAUGGCAAGACGCUGUGGGGAAGGCCAUCUGAUGGCCGUACAAUGGAAGCGGGAGACUCUGUUCUUUCUCCCCCCCGGACGUGCUACCUUGUCCCAGACCUGCUGUUUUCGAACGCUCUCUCUCUCUCUCUAUCUCUCUAUCUACACCUCCUGUCUCGACCUCUGAAUGCUCGGCUAUGAAAAGCCAACUGAAAUGUACUCCUGAGGUGCUGACCUGUUGCACCCUCUACAACCACUGUGAUUAUUAUUUGACCCUGCUGGUCAUCUAUGAGAAUUUGAACAUCUUGAAGAACGAUCUGACCUUAAUGGCCAUGUACUCCUAUAAUCUCCACCUUGCACAGCCAGAAGAGGACUGGCCUCCCCUCAGAGCCUGGUUCCUCUCUAGGUUUCUUCCUAGGUUCCUGCCUUUCUAAGUAGUUUUUUCUAGCCACGUGCUUCUACAUCUGCAUUGCUUGCUGUUUGGGGUUUUAGGCUGGGUUUCUGUAUAACACUUUGUGACAUCUGCUGAUGUAAAAAGGGCUUUAUGAAUACAUUUGAUUGGAUGUCAUGGAACGAGCUGGUGUUCUUAAUGUUCAAACCUUUUAAAACUCCUUGAUUGUGGAGCAUUAUAUAUAAACUAUGAAGCAUUUCAGAAACUAGGGGCUGGCUUUGUUUCAACAUCACUAAUCAUCUAUAUCUAUCUAUUGAUCUGCAGGUCUAUGAUUCCUACUCCCUCAGAGCAGACAGUCUAAUAGGAGAGUUCAAGGUGACAUAUACAUUUAAAUAUCCUAAUUUACAAAAAGUGCAUUUCAUUUAGUUAUUUACAGAGCAAUAUAUCAGUUAUAUCCAAUCUAUUAUGUUUGCAUGUCAUAACAAUGACAGAAAACAUUGGAUAAAUCACAUAGAUCCUUUGUUCAAACAUGGUAUGGCUACAAUGCACACUACUACACUGUAUUUAUACAGUAUUGAAUAUAUUUCUGUAAUCAUCCUUCCAGGCAAAAACCUCAUUAUCCAUAUUUGGUUGAUAUUUUAUUGAGUUGUCAACAAACAUAAAUUGGUUGAAAUAUGGUUAAAAUCAGUUGUGUAUUGUAUCCGUAACCAGACUUUCUUUUUAUUUUAUCAGUUGGAUGUUGGGUACAUCUACGACGAACCUGGUAAGUUCCUCUUCACAGAAGAGUGAUAAAACAAAGAAAGUAUUAUCUUGAUCUUCAAUUCUCUUCAAAGACACGUGUGUGUGUGUGUGUGUGUCUGUCUGUGUGUCUGGUAUGUGUGUAUUCAUAUGGUCAACAGCCCAUGCCAUAAUGAGGAAGUGGCUUCUCCUGAGUGAACCUGACGACUCUAGCUCGGGGUCCAAAGGUUACCUGAAGGUCAGCCUGGUGAUCGUGGGGACAGGAGACGAGCCACCGGUACGACUGCUGUGUCACUAUGCUAUGUCACUUUACACCUCACCUGUCUGUCUCUACAGUGAGGGAAAAAAGUAUUUGAUCCCCUGCUGAUUUUGUACGUUUGCCCACUGACAAAGAAAUGAUCAGUCUAUAAUUUUAAUGGUAGGUUUAUUUGAACAGUGAGAGACAGAAUAACAACAACAAAAUCCAGAAAAACGCAUGUCAAAAAUGUUAUAAAUUGAUUUGCAUUUUAAUGAGGGAAAUAAGUAUUUCACCCCCUCUCAAUCAGAAAGAUUUCUGGCUCCCAGGUGUCUUUUUAUACAGGUAACGAGCUGAGAUUAGGAGCACACUCUUAAAGGGAGUGCUCCUAAUCUCAGCUUGUUACCUGUAUAAAAGACACCUGUCCACAGAAUCAAUCAAUCUAUCAGAUUCCAAACUCUCCACCAUGGCCAAGACCAAAGAGCUCUCCAAGGAUGUCAGGGACAAGAUUGUAGACCUACGCAAGGCUGGAAUGGGCUACAAGACCAUCGCCAAGCAGCUUGGUGAGAAGGUGACAACAGUUGGUGCGAUUAUUCGCAAAUGGAAGAAACACAAAAUAACUGUCAAUCUCCCUUGGCCUGGGGCUCCAUGCAAGAUCUCACCUCGUGGAGUUGCAAUGAUCAUGAGAACAGUGAGGAAUCAGCCCAGAACUACAGGGACAGGACAACUUCACUGCAUCAAAGGGACGACAGACGGGGCCAUGUACCGUCAAAUCUUGGGUGAGAACCUCCUUCCCUCAGCCAGGGCAUUGAAAAUGGGUCGUGGAUGGGUAUUCCAGCAUGACAAUGACACAAAACACACGGCCAAGGCAACAAAGGAGUGGCUCAAGAAGAAGCACAUUAAGGUCCUGGAGUGGCCUAGCCAGUCUCCAGACAUUAAUCCCAUAGAAAAUCUGUGGAGGGAGCUGAAGGUUCAAGUUGCCAAACGUCAGCCUCGAAACCUUAAUGACUUGGAGAAGAUCUGCAAAGAGGAGUGGGACAAAAUCCCUCCUGAGAUGUGUGCAAACCUGGUGGCCAACUACAAGAAACGUUUGACCUCUGUGAUUGCCAACAAGGGUUUUGCCACCAAGUAAUAAGUCAUGUUUUGCAGAGGGGUCAAAUACUUAUUUCCCUCAUUAAAAUGCAAAUCUAUUGAUAACAUUUCUGACAUGCGUUUUUCUGGUUUUAUUUGUUGUUAUUCUGUCUCUCAUUGUUCAAAUAAACCUACCAUUCAAAUUAUAGACUGAUCAUGUCUUUGUCAGUGGGCAAACGUACAAAAUCAGCAGGGGAUCAAAUACACUGCUCAAAAAAAUAAAGGGAACACUAAAAUAAAACAUCCUAGAUCUGAAUGAAUGAAAUAAUCUUAUUAAAUACUUUUUUCUUUACAUAGUUGAAUGUGCUGACAACAAAAUCACACAGAAUUUAUCAAUGGAAAUCAAAUGUAUCAACCCAUGGAGGUCUGGAUUUGGAGUCACCCAUCAAAAUUAAAGUGGAAAACCACACUACAGGCUGAUCCAACUUUGAUGUAAUGUCCUUAAAACAAGUCAAAAUGAGGCUCAGUAGUGUGUGUGGCCUCCACGUGCCUGUAUGACCUCCCUACAACGCCUGGGCAUGCUCCUGAUGAGGUGGCGGAUGGUCUCCUGAGGGAUCUCCUCCCAGACCUGGACUAAAGCAUCCGCCAACUCCUGGACAAUCUGUGGUGCAACGUGGCGUGGGUGGAUGGAGCGAGACAUGAUGUCCCAGAUGUGCUCAAUUGGAUUCAGGUCUGGGGAACGGGCAGGCCAGUCCAUAGCAUCAAUGCCUUCCUCUUGCAGGAACUGCUGACACACUCCAGCCACAUGAGGUCUAGCAUUGUCUUGCAUUAGGAGGAACCCAGGGCCAACCGCACCAGCAUAUGGUCUCACAAGGGGUCUGAGGAUCUCAUCUUGGUACCUAAUGGCAGUCAGGCUACCUCUGGCGAGCACAUGGAGGGCUGUGCGGACCCCAAAGAAAUGUCACCCCACACCAUGACUGACCCACCGCCAAACCGGUCAUGCUGGAGGAUGUUGCAGGCAGCAGAACGUUCUCCACGGCGUCUCCAGACUCUGUCACGUCUGUCACGUGCUCAGUGUGAACCUGCUUUCAUCUGUGAAGAGCACAGGGCGCCAGUGGCGAAUUUGCCAAUCUUGGUGUUCUCUGGCGAAUGCCAAACAUGUUGGGCUGUAAGCACAACCCCCACCUGUGGACGUCGGGCCCUCAUACCACCCUCAUGGAGUCUGUUUCUGACCGUUUGAGCAGACACAUGCACAUUUGUGGCCUGCUGGAGGUCAUUUUGCAGGGCUCUGGCAGUGCUCCUCCUGCUCCUCCUUGCACAAAGGCGGAGGUAGCAGUCCUGCUGCUGGGUUGUUGCCCUCCUACGGCCUCCUCCACGUCUCCUGAUGUACUGGCCUGUCUCCUGGUAGCGCCUCCAUGCUCUGGACACUACGCUGACAGACACAGCAAACCUUCUUGCCACAGCUCGCAUUGAUGUGCCAUCCUGGAUGAGCUGCACUCCGUCUCAUGCUACCACUAGAGUGAAAGCACCGCCAGCAUUCAAAAGUGACCAAAACAUCAGCCAGGAAGCAUAGGAACUGAGAAGUGGUCUGUGGUCACCACCUGCAAAACCAGUCCUUUAUUGGGGGUGUCUUGCUAAUUGCCUAUAAUUUCCACCUGUUGUCUAUUCCAUUUGCACAACAGCAUGUGAAAUGUAUUGUCAAUCAGUGUUGCUUCCUAAGUGGACAGUUUGAUUUCACAGAAGUGUGAUUGACUUGGAGUUACAUUGUGUUGUUUAAGUGUUCCCUUUAUUUUUUUGAGCAGUGUACUUUUUUCCCUCACUGUACAUUCUCUACCAUUGUACUUAAUUUAAUAUUGAUUAUACAGUGUAUAGUAUAAUGUGUAUACAAUAUCCCUCUCCUCUCCUCUCCUCUCCUCUCCUGUGUGUUCAGACUGAGAAGAGAGAGCGGAACGAGGAGCUAGAUGACAUAGAGAGUAAUCUGUUGGUGCCGGCUGGGGUAACACUCAGAUUGGUCACUCUCAACCUGAAGGUGUACCGUGCAGAGGACAUGCCUCAGAGUACGUGUAUACUCCUUCUUUCUCCAUUUUCCUUCCUCCAUCAGCAGCAAAGUAUCAUUUAGUCCAGUCCAAAAACAACUCCUUGCCCCUUCCCUUAUCCCUAAACCUCUUUUUUCUUCCACCUACCACUUGGGUAUGCAUAUUUCUAGGUAAAGGAAAUGUGUAAGCUAUAUGGCAGAAGUUAUGGCAGCCACCACCAUAUUGAUUGCACGUACAGUGGGAGGAAAAGUAUUUAGUCAGCCACCAAUUGUGCAAGUUCUCCCACUUAAAAAGAUGAGAGAGGCCUGUAAUUUUCAUCAUAGGUACACGUCAACUAUGACAGACAAAUUGAGAGAUAAAAAUCCAGAAAAUCACAUUGUAGGAUUUUUAAUGAAUUUAUUUGCAAAUUAUGGUGGAAAAUAAGUAUUUGGUCACCUACAAACCAGCAAGAUUUCUGGCUCUCACAGACCUGUAACUUCUUCUUUUAGAGGCUCCUCUGUCCUCCACUCGUUAUCUGUAUUAAUGGCACCUGUUUGAACUUGUUAUCAGUAUAAAAGACACCUGUCCACAACCUCAAACAGUCACACUCCAAACUCCACUAUGGCCAAGACCAAAGAGCUGUCAAAGGACACCAGAAACAAAAUUGUAGACCUGCACCAGGCUGGGAAGACUGAAUCUGCAAUAGGUAAGCAGCUUGGUUUGAAGAAAUCAACUGUGGGAGCAAUUAUUAGGAAAUGGAAGACAUACAAGACCACUAAUAAUCUCCCUCGAUCUGGGGCUCAGCGCAAGAUCUCACCCCGUGGGGUCAAAAUGAUCACAAGAACGGUGAGCAAAAAUCCCAGAACCACACGGGGGGACCUAGUGAAUGACCUGCAGAGAGCUGGGACCAAAGUAACAAAGCCUAGCAUCAGUAACACACUACGCCGCCAGGGACUCAAAUCCUGCAGUGCCAGACGUGUCCCCCUGCUUAAGCCAGUACAUGUCCAGGCCCGUCUGAAGUUUGCUAGAGUGCAUUUGGAUCAUCCAGAAGAGGAUUGGGAGAAUGUCAUAUGGUCAGAUGAAACCAAAAUAUAACUUUUUGGUAAAAACUCAACUCGUCGUGUUUGGAGGACAAAGAAUGCUGAGUUGCAUCCAAAGAACACCAUACCUACUGUGAAGCAUGGGGGUGGAAACAUCAUGCUUUGGGGCUGUUUUUCUGCAAAGGGACCAGGACGACUGAUCCGUGUAAAGGAAAGAAUGAAUGGGGCCAUGUAUCGUGACAUUUUGAGUGAAAACCUCCUUCCAUCAGCAAGGGCAUUGAAGAUGAAACGUGGCUGGGUCUUUCAGCAUGACAAUGAUCCCAAACACACCGCCCGGGCAACGAAGGAGUGGCUUCGUAAGAAGCAUUUCAAGGUCCUGGAGUGACCUAGCCAGUCUCCAGAUCUCAACCCCAUAGAAAAUCUUUGGAGGGAGUUGAAAGUCCGUGUUGCCCAGCGACAGCCCCAAAACAUCACUGCUCUAGAGGAGAUCUGCAUGGAGGAAUGGGCCAAAAUACCAGCAACAGUGUGUGAAAACCUUGUGAAGACUUACAGAAAACGUUUGACCUGUGUCAUUGCCAACAAAGGGUAUAUAACAAAGUAUUGAGAAACUUUUGUUAUUGACCAAAUACUUAUUUUCCACCAUAAUUUGCAAAUAAAUUCAUUAAAAAUCCUACAAUGUGAUUUUCUGGAUUUUUUUCUUCUCAUUUUGUCUGUCAUAGUUGACGUGUACCUAUGAUGAAAAUUACAGGCCUCUCUCAUCUUUUUAAAUGGGAGAACUUGCACAAUUGGUGGCUGACUAAAUACUUUUUCCCCCACUGUAUCUGGAAAUUCAUUUCAAGUAAUCAAACAUUGUAAUCAGUGGGCCUGCUCUUUCACAACGUUGAUUGAACAUCUGUUAUUUGUUAUGGUGGGGUAUGUUAAUAUCCAUUCUCUCCAUCUUACAGUGGAUGAUGCGUUUGUGCAGACUGUGAAACAAGUAUUUGGAGGGGAAGGCGAUAAGAAAAACUUAGUUGAUCCAUUUCUGGAGGUCAGCUUCGCUGGCAAGAAGGUAAAGCUAAGUCUCAGAACACAACUCCUAGAAUGCAAGAGAAAGAAAAACGUCAUUAUGCAAAUAUCUUCAGAUCUUUGGUUUGAUGUUGCUUAGUGAUGACAUUGUUUUGGUUUCAGCUGUGCACCAAAAUUGUCGAGAAAAAUGCAAAUCCUGAGUGGAACCAGCUGAUCAACCUUCAGGUCAAGGUAUGAACUAGCUCUCUCGUAUUACAUGUAGUACACCACAACAUCCUUGGAUGACAGUAUCACUGGAAGCCAGACGAACACAACAUGCUCUCAUUUCCCUGUUUAGUUCCCAUCCAUGUGUGAAAGCAUCAAGUUGACUGUAUUUGACUGGUAAGACUUUGGUUAUCAUCCCUGGAAGACAGAUACUGUACAUGUUUGGAUUGUUAUAACGGUCUACUGUGAAUUACACUAUCCACAUUCAUGAAUACCUUCACUUUUAAAUUCUGCUACUUUGAGUUUGAAGAGAUGGAUCUCGUAUGAACGUUUAUUUACAAUGUAUUGAACUGUUCACACAGGGAUCGUCUGACCAGGAAUGAUGUGAUAGGAACCACAUUUCUAAAUCUGACCAAAAUAGCCUCAUCUGGUGGUGAGAUUGAAGGUAUUGGUAUUCAUAUUUCCUCUUUAUAUCUACCUCUCACCUUCCUUUCCUACUUUCGCUUUUUCUUCCUUCUUCCUCUCCUCUUCUCUCUCAUCUCCUCUAUAUCUCUCUAUCUCUCUCUCUCUUCUCUCUCUCUCUCUUCUCCUCUCUAUCUCUCUAUCUUCUCUCUCUACUCUUCCGCUCUCUCUCUCUCUCUGCUCUCUGUAUGUGGGGGUGUGCGUGUGUGUGUGAGAGUGUGUGUUCCCUGUCUCACCCACAUUGCAUCUGUCCCUUCAAACAGAUACACCUGCAGAAAAUUGCACGACUCUGUCAUCUGAAGGUAAAAAACCAUCAUCUUAUUGUAUGAGGCUUCCCUAUAGGGUGGCAGUAACUGAAAGGUGUUUCGAAUACCUGAGCCGACAAGGUAAAAAAAAUCUGUCAAUGUGCCCUUGAGAGCACUUAACCCUAAUUUGCUCAAGGUGUGCCAUACUACAAUGGCUGACCCUGUAAAACAACACAUUUCACUGCACCUAUCUGGUGUAUGUGAAAAUAAAACAUAUCUUAUUUUUAUUUUUUUAUAGCCUUUGUCAAACAGGCAUAGCACUUCUAAAUACAGUACUACAGUAUGACUACCAAUGUAGCAUGGGAACUACUCUGUAUUACCAUGUUUUUUUUUUUUUUUACGGGGGGAGAAAACGGAAAAACAGCUUCUAUCUCCAGGCUAUCAGACUGUUAAAUAGUUACCACUAGCCGGCUACCACCCGGGACUCUACCCUGCACCUUAGAGACUGCUGCCCUAUGUACAUAGUCAUUGAACACUGGUCACUUAAUUAUGUUUACAUACUGUUCUAUUCAUAUACUGUCCAUACUGUCUAUGUACGCCAUUAUAUGUAUUUAUAUUCCGACUCUAACGUUGCUUGUUCUGAUAUUUCAAAAUGUAUUUCUUAAUUUUUAGGGGGAUUUGUCUGUAUUUUUUUGAAUUGUUAGGUAAUACUGUUAUUUUGGAGCUAGAAACGUAAGUAUUUCGCUGCACCUGCGAUAACUUCUGCAAAAUAUGUUUAUGCGACCAAUAACAUUUGAUUUGUUAACACUAUCGCUCAGAGUCUGGUCGCCAGGCUAAUUACGCUGUACCUGGCAAUGUCCUGGAGUAAAUAUUACAUUAAUUCAAAAUAACUGUCCCAAACCAUUUCACAAAGAGAAGCUGCCUUUUAUUUCAGUGAGCAGUGGGCAGGCAGAGGUGGGUUUCCUCCCAGCGUUUGGGCCAUGCUACCUAAACCUGUACGGCAGUCCCAGGGAGUUCACUGGCCUCCUAGACCCAUACGAGGAACUCAACUUUGGCAAGGUAAGACCAGCCCUGUGGUUGAGUACAAGUGAUUCAGCUCUGGCAGGAGGUUUUGUUAUUAUUUUUUCUUAUUGUAAAUAUUUGCAUAUCUAACAUGCACAACUCUCUCACAGGAAAAUGUAAUUAUUAAGAUUCAGAAUGGAAAUUGUUGUAGACAAUUGUAAAUCAGCUCUUGUAGUCAAGAAAACUAUUAAGCAUUCACCUAGGGUUUAUUCUUUAGUGGCCAGCAUUGAACUCUCCUAGACACAAAUACAUUUGAGCUUAAAAGGCAAGGGACAUCUGGUUUAGAUCAGUAUUCUCUUUUCUGCUGAGUUUCUUGGCAUGCUUAUCUAUUCUAUAAAACAUACAUUAAGGUAUCCAAGUGAUAUACACCUCAAUGUAUAACACAUGUGGGAUUGCCACGUUUCAUACUUCCCUUCCUCAAAUCAAGAUUGUCCGGUUCUAGUUCAACUUCGAUAAAAGCUUUAAAGCACACAGUACAAUUGUCAUUAAGCUUAAUUUUUCCUUCACAAAAUGCAUUUUUUUAGUGUCUCAAGUAAUUUCCUGUGUUGAUAGGAACAUUCUGUGUAGCAACAGGAUUACAGUAUCACUGUGUUUCAUCUCUGUCUGUCUCUGUCUGUCUGUCUACCAGGGUGAAGGGGUGGCAUACAGGGGCAGAGUCCUCAUUGAGCUCUCCACUCAGCUGGAGGGCAAAGUUGACAGGAAGCUGGACAACAUCUCCAGUGACGACAUCCUGGUGGCCCAGGUACACAGAGAGGGCAGGAUCCUGUCAUAGCUGGGAUAUUGUUGCUUCAUGUAUUAAUAAAGGUCUGAAACAGGGUUGGUGUCAGAUCCAAUUGAAGGCAGUCAAUUCAGGAAGUAAAUUGAAAUUCCAGUUUAAUCAUUUAAAAAAGGGCAUCUAUUUUCGAUGACUUCUCAAUAAACUGAAAGGUAGAAGCUAUUUACUUCAAAAUUAAUUCAAAUUACUUCCGGAAUUGACUGCCUUCAAUUCGAAUUGACCCCAACCCUGGUACGAAACUUGCGAAACGUAGUGAAGAACUGAUGAGAAAUGGAUACAGAGAAAGCUGGAAGGGAAAAUGUUCCCCUCCAUCCAGAUUUCUUGUGUGUAGACCAGUGUUUCCAAAUCCAAUUUUGUUUUAGUCCAGCAAUAACACACCUGUAAUGAAUGUACAAUGGAAUUAAGCACCCCUGACCUCUUGUCUGUUAUUUCAGAAGUACCAGCGGAGGAGGAAGUUCUCGCUGUGUGCUGUGUUCCACAGCUCCUGCAUGCUCCAGGAGCCCGGUGAGCCAAUCCAGUUCGAGGUCAGCAUCGGUAACUACGGCAACAAGCUGGACUCCACCUGCAUGCCGCUGGCGUCCACAACCCAGUACAGCUGUGCUGUGUUUGACGGUGAGAAAACCAAGACUGUAAACCAGUGUUCUUCAAUCCUGAUGGUUACCCUCCUGGUGUGCUAGCUAUUGUUCCAGCCCAGUGCCAACACACCUGACUAAUCAUCAAGCCCCUGAUUAGACCUGAUAUCUGCAUGUUUACAAGAUAAAGCUUUUUUAGCACCCAUGCUUUGAGAGCAUCUGUCAAUUCUAAAGGCACAAAGCAGACGAACUAUGCACAGUGAUGCAUAUCAAAACAGGAAAACAUAGAGUACCAGUCAAAAGUUUGGACACACCUACUCAUUCCAGGGUUUUCUUUAUUUUUACUAUUUUCUACAUUGUAGAAUAAUAGUGAAGACAUCAAAACUAUGAAAUAACACAUAUGGAAUCAUGUAGUAACCAGAAAAGUGUUAAACACAUCAAAAUAUAUUUUAUAUUUGAAAUUCUUCAAAGUAGCCACCCUUUGCCUUGAUGACAGCUUUGCACACUCUUGGCAUUCUCUCAACCAGCUUCAUGAGGUAGUCACCUGGAAUGCAUUUCAAUUAACAGGUGUGCCUUGUUAAAAGUUAAUUUGUGGAAUUUAUUUCCUUCUUAAUGCGUUUGAGCCAAUGAGUUGUGUUGUGACAAGGUAGGGGUGGUAUACAGAAGAUAGCCCUAUUUGGUAAAAGACCAAGUCCAUAUUAUGGCAAGAACAGCUCAAAUUAGCAAAGAGAAACGACAGUCCAUCAUUACUUGAAGAUAUGAAGGUCAGUCAAUCCGGAAAAAUUCAAGAACUUUGAAAGUUUCUUAAAGUGCAGUCGCAAAAACCAUCAAGUGCUAUGAUGAAACUGGCUCUCAUGAGGACCGCCACAGGAAAGGAAGGCCCAGAGUUAUCUCUGCUGCAGAGGAUAAGUUCAUUAGAGUUAACUGCACCUCAGAUUGCACCCCAAAUAAAUGCUUCACAGAGUUCGAGUAACAUAGACAUCUCAAUAUCAACUGUUCAGAGGAGACUGCGUGAAUCAGGCCUUCAUGGUCGAAUUGCUGCAAAGAAACGACUACCAAAGGACACAAAUAAGAAGAAAAGACUUGCUUGGGCCAAGAAACACAAGCAAUGGACAUUAGAACGGUGGAAAUCUGUCCUUUGAUCUGAUGAGAUUUGAGAUUUUUGGUUCCAACCGCUGUGUCUUUGUGAGAUGCAGAGUAGGUGAACGGAUGAUCUCCGCAUGUGUGGUUCCCACCGUGAAGCAUGGAGGAGGAGGUGUUAUGGUGUGGGGGUGCUUUGCUGGUGACACUGUCUGUGAUUUAUUUAGAAUUCAUGGCACACUUAACCAGCAUGGCUACCACAUCAUUCUGCAGCGAUACGCCAUCCCAUCUGGUUUGCGCUUAGUGGGACUAUCAUUUGUUUUUCAAAAGGACAAUGAUCCAAAACACACCUCCAGGCUGUGUAAGGGCUAUUUGACCAAGGAGAGGGAUGGAGUGCUGCAUCAGACCUGGCCUCCACAAUCACCCAACCUCAACCCAAUUGAGAUGGUAUCAAAUCAAAUCAAAUUUUAUUGGCCACAUGCGCGGAAUACAACAGGUGCAGACAUUACAGUGAAAUGUUUACUUACAGCCCUUAACCAACAGUGCAUUUAUUUUUAAUAAAAAAGUAGAAUAAAACAACAAAAAAGUGUUGAGAAAAAAAGAGCAGAAGUAAAAUAAAAUAACAGUAGGGAGGCUAUAUAUACAGGGGGGUACCGGUGCAGAGUCAAUGUGCGGGGGCACCGGCUAGUUGAGGUAGUUGAAGUAAUAUGUACAUGUGGGUAGUUAGUGACUAUGCAUAAAUAAUUAACAGAGUAGCAGCAGCGUAAAAAGAUUGGGGGGGGGGGGGCAGUGCAAAUAGUCCGGGUAGCCAUGAUUAGCUGUUCAGGAGUCUUAUGGCUUGGGGGUAGAAGCUGUUGAGAAGUCUUUUGGACCUAGACUUGGCACUCCGGUACCGCUUGCCGUGCGGUAGCAGAGAGAACAGUCUAUGACUAGGGUGGCUGGAGUCUUUGACAAUUUUGAGGGCCUUCCUCUGACACCGCCUGGUAUAGAGGUCCUGGAUGGCAGGAAGCUUGGCCCCAGUGAUGUACUGGGCCGUACGCACUGCCCUCUGUAGUGCCUUGCGGUCGGAGGUCAAGCAGUUGCCAUACCAGGCGGUGAUGCAACCAGUCAGGAUGCUCUCAAUGGUGCAGCUGUAUAAUUUUUUGAGGAUCUAAGGACCCAUGCCAAAUCUUUUCAGUCUCCUGAGGGGGAAUAGGCUUUGUCGUGCCCUCUUCACGACUGUCUUGGUGUGUUUGGACCAUGAUAGUUCGUUGGUGAUGUGGACACCAAGGAACUUGAAGCUCUCAACCUGUUCCACUACAGCCCCGUCGAUGAGAAUGGGGGCGUGCUCAGUCCUCUUUUUUUUCCUGUAGUCCACAAUCACCUCCUUUUGUCUUGGUCACGUUGAGGGAGAGGUUGUUAUCCUGGCACCACACGGCCAGGUCUCUGACCUCCUCCCUAUAGGCUGUCUCAUCGUUGUCGGUGAUCAGGCCUACCACUGUUGUGUCGUCGGCAAACUUAAUGAUGGUGUUGGAGUCGUGCCUGGCCAUGCAGUCAUGGGUGAACAGGGAGUACAGGAGGGGACUGAGCACGCACCCCUGAGGGGCCCCCGUGUUGAGGAUCAGUGUGGCAGAUGUGUUGUUACCUACCCUUACCACCUGGGGGCGGCCCAUCAGGAAGUCCAGGAUCCAGUUGCAGAGGGAGGUGUUUAGUCCCAGGAUCCUUAGCUUAGUGAUGAGCUUUGAGGGCACUAUGGUGUUGAAUGCUGAGCUGUAGUCAAUGAAUAGCAUUCUCACGUAGGUGUUCCUCUUGUCCAGGUGGGAAAGGGCAGUGUGGAGUGCAAUAGAGAUUGCAUCAUCUGUGGAUCUGUUGGGGCGGUAUGCAAAUUGGAGUGGGUCUAGGGUUUCUGGGAUAAUGGUGUCGAUGUGAGCCAUGACCAGCCUUUCAAAGCACUUCAUGGCUACAGACGUCAGUGCUACGGGUCGGUAGUCAUUUGAAACAUGUUGGUAUUACAGACUCAGUCAGGGACAUGUUAAAAAUGUCAGUGAAGACACUUGCCAGUUGGUCAGCACAUGCUCAGAGUACACGUCCUGGUAAUCCGUCUGGCCCUGCGGCCUUGUGAAUGUUGACCUGCUUAAAAGUCUUACUCACAUCGGCUACAGAGAGCAUGAUCACAUAGUCAUCCGGAACAGCUGGUGCUCUCAUGCAUGCUUCAGUGUUGCUUGCCUCGAAGCGAGCAUAGAAGUGGUUUAGCUCGUCUGGAAGUCUUGUGUCACUGGGCAGCUUGCGGCUGUGCUUCCCUUUGUAGUCUGUAAUAGUUUUCAAGCCCUGCCACAUCUGACGAGCGUCAGAGCCGGUGUAGUACGAUUCAAUCUUAGUCCUGUAUUGACUAUUUGCCUGUUUGAUGGUUCGUCGGAGGGCAUAGCGGGAUUUCUUAUAAGCGUCCGGAUUAGAGUCCCGCUUCUUGAAAGCGGCAGCUCUACCCUUUAGCUCAGUGCGGAUGUUUCCUGUAAUCCAUGGCUUCUGGUUGGGGUAUGUACGUACGGUCACUGUGGGGACGACAUCAUCGAUGCACUUAUUGAUGAAGCCAGUGACUGAUGUGGUGUACUCCUCAAUGCUAUCUGAAGAAUCCCGGAACAUGUUCCAGUCUGUGCUAGCAAAACAGUCCUGUAGCUUAGCAUCUGCGUCAUCUGACCACUUUUUUAUUAACCGAGUCACUGGUGCUUCCUGCUUUAGUUUUUGCUUAUAAGCAGGAAUCAGGAGGAUAGAGUUAUGGUCAGAUUUGCCAAAUUGAGGGCGAGGGAGAGCUUUGUAUGCGUCUCUGUGUGUGGAGAAAAGGUGGUCUAGAGUAUUUUUUUCCUCUGGUUGCACAUUUAACAUGCUGGUAGAAAUUAGGUAGAACGGAUUUAAGUUUCCCUGCAUUAAAAUCCCCGGCCACUAGGAGCGCUGCCUCUGGAUGAGCGUUUUCCUGUUGACUUAUGGCCUUAUACAGCUCAUUCAGUGCAAUCUUAAUGCCAGCAUUGGUUUGUGGUGGUAAAUAGACAGCUAUGAAAAAUAUAGAUGAAAACUCUCUUGGUAAAUAGUGUGGUCUACAGCUUAUCAUAAGAUACUCUACCUCAGGCGAGCAAAACCUUGAGACUUCCUUAGUAUUUUAUUUUGUGAACCAGCUGUUGUUUACAAAUAUACACAGACCGCCACCCCUUGUCUUACCGGAGUCAGCCGUUCUAUCCUGCCGAUGUAGCGUAUAGCCCGCUAGCUGUAUUUUGUCCAUGUCGUCGUUCAGCCACGACUCGGUGAAACAUAAGAUAUUACAGUUUUUAAUGUCCCGUUGGUAGGAUAACCGUAAUCUUAGGUCAUCCAAUUUAUUCUCAAAUGAUUGAAGAUUGGCUAAUAGGAUUGAUGGGAGCGGCAGUUUACUCGCUCGCCGUCGGUUCCUUACAAGGCACCCCGACCUACGUCCACGAUAUCUCUGUCUCUUCCUCAUGCGAAUGACGGGGAUUUGGGCCUUGUCGGGUGUCUGUAGGAUAUCCUUUGCGGCCGCCUCGUUGAAGAAAAAAUCUUCGUCCAAUACGAGGUGAGUAAUCGCUGUCCUGAUAUCCAGAAGCUCGUUUUGGUUAUAAGAGACGAUGGCAGAAACAUUAUGUACAAAAUUAAUUACAAAUAACGCGGAAAAACACACAUAAUAGUACAAUUGGUUAGAGUGCUGUAAAACGGCAGCCAUCUUCUCCGGCGCCAUUAUGAUGUUUGGGAUGAGUUCGACUGCAGAGUGAAGGAAAAGCAGCCAACAAGUGCUCAGCAUAUGUGGGAACUUCUUCAGGACUGUUGGAGAAGCAUUCCCCAUGAAGCUGGUUGAGAGAAUGCCAAGAGUGUGCAAAGAUGUCAUCAAGGCAAAGGGUGGCUACUUUGAAGAAUCUCAAAUAUAAAAUAUGUUUUGAUUUGUUUAACACUUGUUUGGUUACUACAUGAUUACAUAUGUGUUAUUUCAUAGUUUUGAUGUCUUCACUAUUAUUAUACUAUGUAGAAAAUAGUAAAAAUAAAGAAAAACCCUGGAAUGAGUUGGUGUGUCCAAUCUUCUGACUGGUACUGUACAUGCCUAUCAAAACUGCAAUGCUGUUCCCAAUGCAGUAAAGACAUCCAAACACAGCAGGACUGAAUUGUCAAGUUGUACAGUUGAAGUCGGAAGUUUACAUACACUUAGGUUGGAGUCAUUAAAACUCGUUUUUCAACCACUCCACAAAUGUCUUGUUAACAAACUAUAGUUUUGGCAAGUCGGUUAGGACAACUACUUUGUGCAUGACACAAGUAAUUUUUCCAACAAUUGUUUACAGACAGAUUAUUUCACUUAUAAUUCACUGUAUCACAAUUCCAGUGGGUCAGAAGUUUACAUACAGUAAGUUGACUAAGUGCCUUUAACCUCUUAAGGCCCAAGCUGUUUUUUUACAUGCAUUUUUUAUUUCUCUUUGCUAUUUGGGCUUAUUGGAACCUAAUUAGAAUAAAAACUAAGUAUCAUCUUUUGAUAUGAUGUACUUUUAGAGAAAAAUGAUGUCCACAUAUGUGGAUUCAUGGUCCGAAUUGUAUUAGGCUAACAUUUUCAACACAACUAAUUUAAGUAUGUAUGUAUGUAUUUAGUGAUUUAAUUGUUAUUUAUUUCAUUGGGACCAUGUACAGCUUUUUAGCUGCAUCAGAGCUAGCUUUUUUCCCAUUUUACGUGUGUGCAUGUUUACAAGCAUAUUAGCUGUUUCGAGGAGCCUCAGUCCAUAAGUACACUUACUGGUACUUCAUGUUUAGCGACCUACAAAAGUGGCUAGUUUUACACUUUUUUUUUCCAAAUUUGCCAUGUCAUCGACAAAAUAUACAGGCUUGUUAUAAAUAUCUAAAAUCAGAAUAAGCCAUGAAAUAUGACAGAACUCUUACCACAAUUGUGGACAUAAGAGGCUAAAAAGUGCUGUCCACGUAUGUGACCACUAAGCCCUAGGAGGUUAAACAGCUUGGAAAAUUCCAGAAAAUUAUGUCAUGGCUUUAGAAGCUUCAUAUAGGCUAAUUGACAUCAUUUGAGUCAAUUGGAGGUGUACCUUCAAACUCAGUGCCUCUUUGCUUGACAUCAUGGGAAAAUCAAAAGAAAUCAGCCAAGACCUCAGAAAAAAAAUGGUAGACCUCCACAAGUCUGGUUCAUCCUUGGUAGCAAUUUCCUAAAGCCUGAAGGUACCACGUUCAUCUGUACAUAUAAUAGUAUACAAGUAUAAACACCAUGGGACCACGCAGCCAUCAUACCGCUCAGGAAGGAGACGCGUUCUGUCUCCUAGAGAUGAACGUACUUUGGUGCGAAAAGUGCAAAUCAAUCCCAGAACAACAGCAAAGGACCUUGUGAAGAUGCGAGAGGAAACAGGUACCAAAGUGUCUAUAUUCACAGUAAAACUAGUCCUAUAUCGACAUAACCUGAAAGGCCGCUCAGCAAGGAAGAAGCCACUGCUCCAAAACCGCCAUAAAAAAAACUGAAUACAGUUUGCAACUGCACAUGGGGACAAAUAUCGUACUUUUUGGAGAAAUGUCCUCUGGUCUGAUGAAACAGAAAUAUAACUGUUUGGCCAUAAUGACCAUCGUUAUGUUUGGAGGAAAAAGGGGGAACGCUUGCAAGCAGAAGAACACCAUCCCAACCGUGAAGCACGGGGGUGGCAGCAUCAUGCUGUGGGGGUGCUUUGCUGCAGGAGGGACUGGUGCACUUCACAAAAUAGAUGGCAUCUUGAGGAAGGAAAAUUAUGUGGAUAUAUUGAAGCAACAUCUCAAGACAUCUGUCAGGAAGUUAAAGCUUGUUCACAAAUGGGUCUUCCAAAUGGACAAUGACCCCAAGCAUACUUCCAAAGUUGUGGCAAAAUGGCUUAAGGACAACAAAGUCAAGGUAUUGGAGUGGCCAUCACGAAGCCCUGACCUCAAUCCUAUAGAAAAUAUGUGGGCAGAACUGAAAAAGCGUGUGCGAGCAAGGAGGCCUACAAACUUGACUCAGUUACACCAGCUCUGUCAUGAGGAAUGGGCCAAAAUUCACCCAACGUAUUGUGGGAAGCUUGUGGAAGGCUACCCAAAAUGUUUGACCCAAGUUAAACAAUUUAAAGGCAAUGCUACCAAAUACUAAUUGAGUGUAUGUUAACUUCUGACCCACUGGGAAUGUGAUGAAAUAAAUAAAAGCUGAAAGAAAUCAUUCUCUCUACUAUUAUUCUGACAUUUCACAUUCUUAAAAUAAAGUGGUGAUCCUAACUGACCUAAGACAGGGAAUUUUUACUAGGAUUGUGAAAAACUGAGUUUAGAUGUAUUUGGCUAAGGUGUAUGUAAACUUCCGACUUCAACUGGAUAUACCACUCUGCAGCUUGAACUGGAGAUGACUUAGUUCUGGUUCUCCUGUAGGUAACCACUACUAUUACCUGCCCUGGGCUGACACCAAACCUGUUGUCAUCCUCACGUCCUUCUGGGAAGACAUCAGUCACAGAUUGGAUUCAGUCAACAUCAUCCUCUGCAUCGCAGAUAGACUGGUGAGAAACACUUUCAACAAAUUGAUCAACCUAUCAAUCAAUCAACAAAUCAUAGGACAAUUCUCAGUUGUUGCAACUUUGUUAUUUUGGUCUGGUGUCAUUUCUUCCAGGAAUCCAACCUUACGUCUUUGAGAACAGCCAUCCUUGCCAAAGCCUCAGAGGCACGCUUGGCUGAGAUCUGGCUCAAACUCAUAAACCACAUUAUUGAGGACCUGAGCAGGUAAGACAUUCAUUGAUCCUAUCUCAGCUUAUGAUAGUUUCUUGCUAGGUUCUGUUUGCUUCCUUCUAACUUAUCUUAGCUUCACACUAGCAUCAGAUCGCUUCAUGAUAUGUUCUGAUAGCUUAAUGCUAGUUGUGAUAAUUUUAUGCUAGGUUCUGGUAGCUUUGUGCAUGGUUAUGAUAGAUUCACCCUAGCUUCUCAUAACGUCACACUAGCAUCUGAUAGCUUCAUGCUAGGUUCUGAUAGCUUCACCCUAGUUUCACAUUUGUUAGUUCAUGCUACGUUGUAAUAGCUUCAUGUGAGGUUGUGAUAGUUUCAUGCUAGGUUCUGAUAGCUUCGUGCUAGGUUCUGAUAGCUUCAUGCUAGGUUCUUAUAGUGUCAUAUAGGUUCUUAUCGCUUCAAAGCUUCUGAUAGCUUUCAGGUUCCAGAGCUUGAGGGCAGGCCCAACCUGACGGCGCUGGACGUCCAGAUUAAGAAGCUGCGUGACUCGGCAGUGGCCAGCAUCAGAGAGAUGGCCAAACGCAUGAAGGAGGAGGCCACCGAUGUUAUGGCCACUAUGACAGACAUCGAGGACUGGCUGGAGAGACUGAAACAGCUUGCAGAGGAGGUCAGGAGCAACAAGACAUUGACAUUCUCACUACAUUCAGGGUUCAAUAGCACAUUGAUUAUUGGAAUGUACUUAAAUGUAAGGGUGUGCUCUUAUUUUGAGGGUGCCAUGACUUGUUAUGGGAGUGCCAAGCCCACUCAAUUUGAACCCUGAGCACACGUACCAGAAUUGUCUCUCUCUCUCUACUACUGUCAGCGGAAAACUCUCUCUCUCUUGCUCUUUCUCAUUCUUCCUCUCUCAUACCUGUCUUUCGCUCUCCCCUCAGCCCCAGAACAGUAUGCCUGACGUGGUGAUCUGGAUGCUGCGUGGAGAGAGGAGGGUGGCGUAUGCCCGCCUCCCAGCCAAUCAGAUCCUCUACUCCACCUACAGUGAGCAGGCCUGUGGGAAAUACUGUGGCAGGACCCAGACCAUCUUCAUGCAGGUACUAGGAUGGAGAACAGACUAGUAGUAGUAAGUAGUAAGUAGUAGUAGUAGUAGUAGUAGUAGUAGCAGUAGCAGUAGCAGUAGCAGUAGCAGUAGCAGUAGUAGUAGUAGUAGUAGUAGUAGUAGUAGUAGUAGUAGUAGUAGUAGCAGUAGUAGUAGUAGUAGCAGUAGUAGUAGUAGUAGUAGAAGAAGAAUACUACAGCAGGACCAAUACUGAUCAUGCUACUACUAUUAUCACUAGUAUUAGUGAUAGUAGUAGUGGUAUAAUUAAGCAUGGCCACGGCUAAGGGCUGUAUCCAAGCACCCCGUGUUGCGUCGUGCUAAAGAACAGCCCUUAGUUGUGGUAUAUUGACCAUAUAGCAUACCCCCUCAGGCCUUAUUGCUUAAGUAUAGUACAGGGGUCGGCAACAGGUGUCCCGCGGGCCAAAACCAGCCCGCAAGUGAUUUUUUUUGCCCCCCCUCAACGUUUUUAAUGAAAAAAAUAUAUAUAUAAAAUAAUUACGGAUUUUAGUUUUUUGCAACAAAAAAAAGAAUGUAAAAUCACCAGGAAUUCAGCAAAAAAUUUGUUUAAUUUAGGUAUUCUGUACCCAAGUAUUCCCAUGAAUAAAAAAAGAAACGUGAUCAUGUCUCAAUGUAAUCAAGGUAUGAAAUAAUUAUUUUCAAAUACAAUCUCUUUUUGGAAUUAGUUGUGGUCAAUUUCCCGACCAUCCAAUCCGACAAAAAUCGUCCCGCUGCUGAAUCUAAUUGCCUACCUCUGGUAUAGUGGUAUGAUAAUAGUACGGGAAUACUGCAGCAGGACCAAGACAGUCUUCAUGCAGUUACUGAGGUGUACAGAGAGUUAAAACUGAUGCCACAGACAUUGUUAGUGGAUAUUGAAGCGAAACUGGUUGAAAUGACAUCAUUAUAAUCAGAAACUGAUUUUCCUCAGUUUUGUCUGCUGGGUAGAGGCUCAUAAUCAGUUUUGUGUCCAAUGACAAUGUCUGGCAGGGGGCGAAGAGAGGAAGAGUCCAGGGAGCGUAUCUGUUUGAACGCAGGUGCAUUGGUUUAAACCUCAGAUAUGGCAUAAACAUUCAGAGAUAACAUGCAGUUUGCUACUUGUCGUUUUCAUAGGUGAUGUACAGUAGGGUUGGAUGGUAUACCAUAUAUACUGUAUACCAGUGUAUUUCGGUAUGAUGUUCAAUACCGUCAAUAUCGUUGAAACAUUAGCCGGUUAGCUAAAGGUAGCUAACGCAGAUUAGUGCUAGAUAUGGAAAUCUGGAUACCGCUCAACCCUAAUGUAUAGUAUUUUGUUUUGUUGUAUGUUCGUUUCGGCCAGUACCCCAUGGACAAAAACAAAGGCGUGAAGAUCCCUGUCCAGCUCCGUGUCAACAUGUGGCUGGGGCUCUCUGCCCACGUGAAGAAGUUCAACAGCUUCUCAGAGGGAACCUUCAGCGUGUUCGCAGAAAUGGUGUUAUUAUUAUAAUUAUUCACAAUGCCUUGUUUUACAGUCCUAAAGCUGGUAUUUUACUUGGUCUUUACUAUGCUGACAAAUCUCUUUUCUCUCACCCCCUCGUUCUCCCUCUCCCCCCUCAGUAUGAGAACCAGGCCCAGGUUUUUGGGAAGUGGGGCACCACAGGGUUGGUGUGCCGGCAUAAGUUCUCUGACGUGACGGGGAAGGUGAAGCUGAAACAGGAGCGCUUCAUGCCCCCCAGGGCGUGGGAGUGGGAAGGCGAGUGGUUUGUCGACCCCGAGAAAUGGUGAGCGUGUUGGCUGUUAGCAUGCUUAAACACACACAAGCAUAAAUGUAUGCUGCGCACACACACACACUCAUACUCACUCAUACUUAUACUCACAUCCACACACACACACACACUCACUCAGACUCACUCACACACACAAAUAGUCAUACACACAUACACACACACAGAAGUUUGUGGACCCUGAUAGAUGGUGAGCGGGAGAUCUCUAGCCCUAUAAAUAAUUGAAUUUGAGUAGAAACUUCCUGUUGUAAUUGUUUGUUUUCAGUAGUUUACAUUUCAGUUGGACUACCCACCCACACAAAUCUAGCUUGGUCUGGCAUUGUCUGUGGUUGUGGUUGGGGAAUCUUUCUCUUUCCGUCUCUAUACAGUGAGGGAAAAAAGUAUUUGAUCACCUGCUGAUUUUGUACGUUUGCCCACUGACAAAGAAAUGAUCAGUCUAUAAUUUUAAUGGUAGGUUUAUUUGAACAGCGAGAGACAGAAUAACAACAAAAAAGUCCAGAAAAAUGCAUGUCAAAAAUGUUAUAAAUUGAUUUGCAUUUUAAUGAGGGAAAUAAGUAUUUGACCCCUCUGCAAAACAUUACUUAGUACUUGGUGGCAAAACCCUUGUUGGCAAUCACAGAGGUCAGACGUUUCUUGUAGUUGGCCACCAGGUUUGCACACAUCCCAGGAGGGAUUUUGUCCCACUUCUCUUUGCAGAUCUUCUCCAAGUCAUUAAGGUUUCGAGGCUGACGUUUGGCAACUCGAACCUUCAGCUCCCUCCACAGAUUUUCUAUGGGAUUAAGGUCUGGAGACUGGCUAAGCCACUCCAGGACCUUAAUGUGCUUCUUCUUGAGCCACUCCUUUGUUGCCCUGGCUGUGUGUUUUGGGUCAUUGUCAAUCUGGAAUACCCAUCCACAACCCAUUUUCAAUGCCCUGGCUGAGGUUCUCACCCAAGAUUUGACGGUACAUGGCCCCGUCCAUCGUCCCUUUGAUGCAGUGAAGUUGUCCUGUCCCCUUAGCAGAAAAACACCCCCAAAGCAUAAUGUUUCCACCUCCAUGUUUGACGGUGGGGAUGGUGUUCUUGGGGUCAUAGGCAGCAUUCCUCCUCCUCCAAACACGGCGAGUUGAGUUGAUGCCAAAGAGCUCGAUUUUGGUCUCAUCUGACCACAACACUUUCACCCAGUUCUCCUCUGAAUCAUUCAGAUGUUCAUUGGCAAACUUCAGACGGGCCUGUAUAUAUGCUUUCUUGAGCAGGGGGACCUUGCGGGCGCUGCAGGAUUUCAGUCCUUCACGGCGUAGUGUGUUACCAAUUGUUUUCUUGGUGACUAUGGUCCCAGCUGCCUUGAGAUCAUUGACAAGAUCCUCCCGUGUAGUUCUGGGCUGAUUCCUCACCGUUCUCAUGAUCAUUGCAACUCCACGAGGUGAGAUCUUGCAUGGAGCCCCAGGCCGAGGGAGAUUGACAGUUCUUUUGUGUUUCUUCCAUUUGCGAAUAAUCGCACCAACUGUUGUCACCUUCUCACCAAGCUGUUUGGCGAUGGUCUUGUAGCCCAUUCCAGCCUUGUGUAGGUCUACAAUCUUGUCCCUGACAUCCUUGGAGAGCUCUUUGGUCUUGGCCAUGGUGGAGAGUUUGGAAUCUGAUUGAUUGCUUCUGUGGACAGGUGUCUUUUAUACAGGUAACAAACUGAGAUUAGGAGCACUUUAAGAGUGUGCUCCUAAUCUCAGCUCGUUACCUGUAUAAAAGACACCUGGGAGCCAGAAAUCUUUCUGAUUGAGAGGGGGUCAAAUACUUAUUUCCCUCAUUAAAAUGCAAAUCAAUUUAUAACAUUUUUUACAUGUGUUUUUCUGGAUUUAUUUGUUGUUGUUCUGUCUCUCACUGUUCAAAUUAUCCUACCAUUAAAAUUAUAGACUGAUCAUUUCUUUGUCAGUGGGCAAACAUACAAAAUCAGCAGGGGAUCAAAUACUUUUUUCCCUCACUGUAGAUGUGCAGGGAGUCAUAGUACUGUGAGUACUCAGUACACAGUUCCACUUCCACCUCAUCCACUCCACCUAAAUCCUCAUUGUUUGGCUCUGAGUCAGAAGUGCACAACACCAGCCCCCUCAUAGAAACACUUCCCCAGACACAGUUACCUCAUUUAUUUGGUUGAUUUGACCUUUUUCAAGACAUUUAUUCAGUGGUUCAGUAAUCCUACCUUCUUUCCACUAGAGGUUAACAUUCCUGGUCUAAGCUCUAGCUGCCAGUACUCGAUAGGUUAUUGGGAUCAAGCCCGCUAUUUGUGAUGUGUGUUUGGUUUUACUAUCCUUGUGGAGACCAGAAGUCCUCACAGGGAUCGUAAAACCAGGAACAUUUUGACAAGUGGGGACAUUUCGCUGGUCCCCACAAGGAAAAUUGUUAUUUUAGGCUUAGGGGUUAGGUUUAGGGUUAGGGUUACAAUUAGGGUUAGGAUUAGAGUUAGGGAUUAGGUUUAUGAGUUAGGGUUAGGGUUUGUGGUGAGGGUUAGGGUUAGGGUGAGGUUAAGGGUUAGUGUUAGGGGUUAAGGAAAAAAUGAUUUUGAAUGGGAAUCAAUUAUUUGGUCCCCACAAGGAUAGUAAAACAAACGUGUGUCUGUGUGAUUCAGCCUGCUAACAGAGGCAGACGCGGGGCACACAGAGUUCACAGACGAGGUCUUCCAGAGCGAGACACGUUUCAUUGGUGGGGAGUGGAAGCCUGCUGCCGAGCCCUUCACAGACGUGGUGAGACAGAGCAACACAGACACACACACACACACACACACACACACACUAUUGCUAGAGACAACCCUGUCGCCUGUACUCAGACCCCUCUAUCUACAAGAGGGAAUAAAUAUGUAACAUUGAGAAGUUAACCUGAGACCCGUCAGUGUCACAUUAAUUCUCACUUCACGACGAGAUUGUAUGUUCUCUAUUUCUUACAAAAAGAGGGCAACGAAACUGAAGCCAUUUAGUCUGUUUCCUAUGCAAUUUGAUCUCCUAGACUACGUAGGGACAUGUGCUCUUCCCUGGAUUCAUUUUAUGCACAUAUCACUCACUGUCAGCCACAUAGAAGUCAUGUUUGUCUAGUGUAUGUUUCCCUUGUCAAGAGAGCUGCAUAUAGCCUGGGUACCAUUCCACUUUUUGCCUCUACUUGUCAUGCCAAGAAUGGUAGAUACAAAUAAAUACAAGUUGUUUCUUAAUAACAGUAUUUAUAGUUGUUCUUAAAAUUCUAGUUUUUUAUUGCGCACGCGCCAUUUUCCUUAACGUUGUCAUGGAAUUGGAAAACACUAAUGGUAUUUCUAACAACCAAUCAGCUGCAUAUUGAACGUUGAGACUGCCAAAUGUCCAGACUGUUUGGCAUAUGACACGGAGUACAAGGAGUGAAAACAGGUCUGGAUUUCAGGAUAAGCUAGGUAGCCUUGAUGUUUUCAAACUGUGAUGCUUAUUGUUUUGAUGUUGGGGAGUUUACACAGCCAGCUACCUUUUACCACAAUGGUGCUUGUUUCAAUGAAUCCCCCAAAAUACACAGGCUUAGUUAAAUACUUGCUAGCAGACUAGAAACCAAUGUGAAUCAAUCCCUCCCCAAACAGAAUACCCAGAGGGGAAAAUAGAGUGCUACUUCACUACUUUUAUAAACAGUGUCUCUGUAUUGUUUUGAUGUUGUAUGUGGUAUCACAUGUUGUUAUACAGCCAUUGUGUAAUGUUGGAAGUGACUGACUGUGACUGUUCUGUGUAGAAUGGGCAGAAGAGCCAGAGUCCAGGGGAGAUAGAGUGUCCUGCUGGCUGGAAGUGGGAGGAUGACUGGAGCUUCGACAGUAACAGGGCUGUGGAUGAGAAAGGUAAAGAAGCACUGGAAUUAUUCCCCUUCAUAUCCAUAACCCAGAUGCUAACACUCAGUUUGAUUUUAUAGUGUACUGUUGUAUACUUGUUUCAAUCAAACAAUCAAUCUUGUUUAAGGAUUGUAUUAUUAUGUGUAGAACAAUAUGGCACUGUAUUGUAUACAAUCUCAUUGAUACACCUCUUCUGUACUGUAUUUGGACUCAUAUUUUGACUUUACCUAUUAUAACCAAUGUGAUACUACAGUAUAAAGCUGAAUGUCCUCUGAAUCUGUAUACCGUUUGUUACUGUGUGUGUUGUGUACCAGGUUGGGAGUAUGGCAUCACCAUUCCCCCUGAUGACAAGCCCAAGUCCUGGGGAGCAGCGGAGAAGAUGUACCACAUCCACCGCAGGAAGAGACUCUUACGACCACGCAGGAAAAUAGCAGACACUAAAGCAGCACCUGAGGUGAGAGGAGGAGGAAGAGGAGAAGGGGAGGGAGGAGGAGAAGGAAGAAGAAGAGGAGGAGGAGAAGUGGAGGGAGGAGGAGGAGGAAGGGGAGGAGGAGAAGGAAGAGGAGGAGGAGGGGAGGAGGGGGAGGAGAAGGAAGAGGCGGAGAAGGGGAAGGGGGAAGGGGGAAGAGGAGGAGAAGGGGAAGGAGGAAGGAGGAGGAGGAGGAGGGGAAGGAAGAGGUUAUAGAAGAAGAGAGGAGGAAAAUGUUUAGUGAGUGGAAGUGUGUGUGUGUGUGUGUGUGUGUGUAUGUAUGUGUGUCAAUUUCAGGUGCUAAAGUUCUAGUUCUUACACACUGUCCACUGCCUCUCCGUUGAUUCCACAGAGGCAGGAUCCCGGCGAAGGCUGGGAAUACUCGUCCUUGAUUGGCUGGAAGUUCCACAGGAAGGAGCGUUCGUCUGACACAUUCCGCCGUCGCCGCUGGAGACGGAAGAUGGCUCCGUCAGACGGUAUGGGAGCGUCAGCCAUCUUCAGACUGGAGGGGGCGCUGGUUAGUAACCUCUUCUGAGUUCAAAAACAAUUGACCACACAGGAAGGCUAGACUUAAACUAGACUCUCAUACCACACAAAGUACAUCAAAAGUGCUUCAUUUUACAAAUGUUGAUUGUUCACGCGCAGAAGAUUGACUAUCAGUCAUCCAUUUUACAAUCUCCCAGCUGUGUGACUAGGUUGUGGAGAUAAAUAAUGUACUACUUUAGCUACAAAGGCUUUGGGAAACCCAGUCCAUGUUAAUAAAAUGGGAUUUGGCCAAGUGCCUUAUAAUGUGUUAUCUUGAUUAUAAUAUCCUCUCAUUAUUCUCCUCCAUCUGCCCCUUCCUGCCCAGUGAUCCUGGUUGGCACAGCACUCAAAAGGCACAGAUUAAACAGGAGUUGACUCAUGCCCUAUUUAUUUAUCCACAGUGUUGUGCUAUUUGUGCUGCUGUACCAUCAUGGGCCCUAUCCAGAAACAAACCUUAACCCCUAGUCCACUUCUGGAGAUUCAAGAGGAUUGGAUAGAUUUAAGCAAUAUCGUUAUAGCUCCAGCGGGCCCUCUAUAGGGGUCCAAUAAUCUAAAAUCUUCUAUGUGUCUAGGGGGUAGGGUCUAGGGUUUCUUUUUCUGGACAGGGCCAUGGUUGUGUUGGUUGUGUUAUUAUGUCCUGAUGUCAUGUCAUGAUGAGCUUGUAAUCAAUGCAAAUAUUUUCAUAAUGCAUGAUCAAGAUAAAGUCAUAACUAUAAAAUAAAGACAAAUGUAUUCUACUUUCACCACUCUGGAAUUACCCAUCUCUCUAAUGAAGGCCUUUCUAGUCCUGUUCUGAAGUGGUCUCUGUCUCUCUGGCUGCGUUUACACAGGCAGCCCAAUUCUGAUAUUUUUCCCACUUAUUGGCAAAAGAGCUAAUCUGAUUGGUCAAAAGACCAAUUAGUGGAAAAAGAUCAGACUGUGUAAACACAGCUUCUGUGUUUUGUCUAUAGGGGGUAGAUGUUGAUGAGAAGGCCAGUAAGAAGGAUGCAGCCAGACUGUUUGGUGCCAACACACCCACCGUUUCCUGUCAUUUUGACAGUGAGUAACAUUGCAGGCACUGAUUAAGUGAUUAAGGCUGUGGCCACACAGAGAUAGAUGAAAGAGUAUGAAAAACACAUAUGCAUCGUUCACGGUCCGGUUUGUCCAUCAAAAAGCUAAACUAAUUUACACAUUUUGCAUAUGAGUUGCAUACUUAACAAGAUGGACAACAUCAGCGUUUCAUCUCCUUUGUUCGUGAAGGUAUGACUCCACUAGAAAAACCACUGGCCCAAAUGUUGUUGUUUUUCUACGGACAAUCUCUGUCUGGCCGCAGCCUAAAUGUUAAUUUCUCCUCAGAUUCCUCCACUCCACUGCCCUUCCUCUCAGGAAGUCUGGGCCCACACUUUUCAGAUUACAUUAAAUCACUAUCACUCUCUCCUCAGGGUCGUAUAUGUACCAUCUGAGGGUGUAUGUCUACCAGGCCAGGAAUCUCAUCGCCAUGGACAGGGACAGCUUCUCAGGUGAGGAACACCAUAAAAAAAUAUAUUAAAAAAAGUAGAUAAAUGGAUAGCUCACACAUUAAUUUUUGUAGCUUCUUUUCAACUUUCCAAGCGGGUUGUUAAAUCCAAACCAUUUGUUUGUUAGCUAGUUAUUGAGCACCGUCCACAAUCUCCUGGCUAGCACUUUUGAAGCAUUUAAGCAAUGCUAGUGGAAACAUACUGGUUUGUUUCCACUAGCAUUGCAUGGGGAAAGAGAGAGGUGGAGGUGGAAGCAUAUCCCGAUCCUCACAGCAGUUGUAAUGAACCACUAGCUGAUUAAAUCAGUUUUAUCAAUACAAUGACUGUGCUCUGGUCUCCUGGUUCAGAUCCCUACGCCCAUGUGUCCUUCCUCCAUGUGAGUAAGACCACGGAGGUCAUCAGGGCCACUCUGAACCCCAUUUGGGACCAGACCCUCAUCUUUAAUGACAUCGAGAUCUAUGGAGACCCCCAGACCAUUGCACACAACCCCCCCAACGUGGUGCUGGAGCUCUACGACAGUGACCAGGUGGUAUGUACCCUAUCCUACCCUCACUUACAGUGAGGGAAAAAAGUAUUUGAUCCCCUGCUGAUUUUGUACAUUUGCCCACUGAAAAGAAAUGAUCAGUCUAUAAUUUUAAUGGUAGGUUUAUUUGAACAGUGAGAGACAGAAUAACAACAAAGAAAUCCAGAAAAGCGCAUGUCAAAAAUGUUAUAAAUUGAUUUGCAUUUUAAUGAGGGAAAUAAGUAUUUGACCCUUCUGCAAAACAUGACUUAGUACAUGGUGGCAAAACCCUUGUUGGCAAUCACAGAGGUCAGACGUUUCUUGUAGUUGGCCACUAGGUUUGCACACAUCUCAGGAGGGAUUUUGUCCCACUCCUCUUUGCAGAUCUUCUCCAAGUCAUUAAGGUUUCGAGGCUGAUGUUUGGCAACUCGAACCUUCAGCUCCCUCCACAGAUUAUCUAUGGGAUUAAGGUCUGGAGACUGGCUAGGCCACUCCAGGACCUUAAUGUGCUUCUUCUUGAGCCACUCCUUUGUUGCCUUGGCUGUGUGUUUUGGGUCAUUGUCAUGCUGGAAUACCCAUCCAUGACCCAUUUUCAAUGCCCUGGCUGAGGGAAGGAGGUUCUCACCCAAGAUUUGACGGUACAUGGCCCCGUCCAUCGUCCCUUUGAUGCGGUGAAGUUGUCCUGUCCCCUUAGCAGAAAAACACAUAAUGUUUCCACCUCCAUGUUAGAUGGUGGGGAUGGUGUUCUUGGGGUCAUAGGCAGCAUUCCUCCUCCUCCAAACACGGCGAGUUGAGUUGAUGCCAAAGAGCUCGAUUUUGGUCUCAUCUGACCACAACACUUUCAUCCAGUUCUCCUUGGAAUCAUUCAGAUGUUCAUUGGCAAACUUGUAUACAGUCAUGGCCAAAAUUGUUGGCACCCCUGAAAUUUUUCCAGAAAAUGAAGUAUUUCUCACAGAAAAGUAUUGAAAUUACACAUGUUUUGCUAUGCACAUGUUUAUUUCCUUUGUGUGUAUUGGAAUAACACAAAAAAAACAGGAAAAAAGCAAAUUUGACAUAAUUUCACACAAAACUCAAAAAAUGGGCCGGACAAAAUGAUUGGCACCCUUAACUUAAUAUUUAGUUGCACACCCUUUGGAAAAAAUAACUGAAAUCAGUCGCUUCCUAUAACCAUCAAUAAGCUUCUUACACCUCUCACCCGGAAUUUUGGACCACUCUUCUUUUGCAAACUGCUCCAGGUCUCUCAUAUUGGAUGGGUGCCUUUUCCCAACAGCAAUUUUAAGAUCUCUCCACAGGUGUUCAAUGGGAUUAAGAUCUGGACUCAUUGCUGGCCACUUCAGAACUCUCCAGCACUUUGUUGCCAUCCAUUUCUGGGUGCUUUUUGAAGUAUGUUUGGGGUCAUUGUCCUGCUGGAAGACCCAUGAUCUCGGACGCAAACCCAGCUUUCUGACACUGGGCCCUACAUUGCGACCCAAAAUCCUUUGGUAAUCCUCAGAUUUCAUGAUGCCUUGCACACAGUCAAGGCACCCAGUGCCAGAGGCAGCAAAACAACCCCAAAACAUCUUUGAACCUCCACCAUAUUUGACUGUAGGUACUGUGUUCUUUUCUUUGAAGGCUUCAUUACAUUUUCGGUAAACAGUAGAACGAUGUGCUUUACCAAAAAGCUCUAUCUUGGUCUCAUCUGUCCAUAAGACGUUCUCCCAGAAGGAAUUUGGCUUACUCAUGUACAUUUUGGCAAACUGUAGUCUUGCUUUUUUAUGUCUCUGUGUCAGCAGUGGGGUCCUCCUGGGUCUCCUGCCAUAGCGUUUCAUUUCAUUCAAAUUUCGACGUAUAGUUCGCGCUGACACUGAUGCACCCUGAGCCUGCAGGACAGCUUGAAUUUCUUUGGAACUUGUUUGGGGCUGCUUAUCCACCAUCCGGACUAUCCUGCGUUGCAACCUUUCAUCAAUUUUUCUCUUCCGUCCACGUCCAGGGAGAUUAGCUACAGUGCCAUGGGUUGCAAACUUCUUGAUCAUGUUGCGCACUGUGGACAAAAGAACAUCUAGAUCUCUGGAGAUGGACUUGUAACCUUGAGAUUGUUGAUAUUUUUCCACAAUUUUGGUUCUCAAGUCCUCAGACAGUUCUCUUUUCCUCUUUCUGUUCUCCAUGCUUAGUGUGGCACACACAGAAACACAAUGCAAAGACUGAGUCAACUUCUCUCCUUUUUAUCUGCUUUCAGGUGUGAUUUUUAGAUUGCCCACACCUGUUACUUGCCCCAGGUGAGUUUAAAGGAGCAUCACAUGCUUGGAACAAACUUAUUUAUCCACAAUUUUGAAAGGGUGCCAAUAACUUUGUCCGGCCCAUUUUUUUAGUUUUGUGUGAAAUUAUGUCAAAUUUGCUUUUUUCCUGUUUUUUUUUUGUGUUAUUCCAAUACACACAAAGGAAAUAAACAUGUGCAUAGCAAAACAUGUGUAAUUUCAAUACUUUUCUGUGAGAAAUACUUCAUUUUCUUGAAAAAUUUCAGGGGUGCCAACAAUUUUGGCCAUGACUGUAUGUGCUUUCUUGAGCAGGGGGACCUUGCGAGCACUGCAGGAUUUCAGUCCUUCACGGCGUAGUGUGUUACCAAUUGUUUUCUUGGUGACUAUGGUCCCAGCUGCCUUGAGAUCAUUGACAAGAUCCUCCUGUGUAGUUCUGGGCUGAUUCCUCACCGUUUUCAUGAUCAUUGCAACUCCACGAGUUGAGAUCUUGCAUGGAGCCUCAGGCCGAGGGAGAUUGACAGUUCUUUUGUGUUUCUUCCAUUUGCGAAUAAUCGCACCAACUGUUGUCACCUUCUCACCAAGCUGCUUGGCGAUGGUCUUGUAGCCCAUUCCAGCCUUGUGUAAGUCUACAAUCUUGUCCCUGACAUCCUUGGAGAGCUCUUUGGUCUUGGCCAUGGUGGAGAGUUUGGAAUCUGAUUGAUUGAUUGCUUCUGUGGACAGGUGUCUUUUAUACAGGUAACAAGCUGAGAUUAGGAGCACUCCCUUUAAGAGUGUGCUCCUAAUCUCAGCUCGUUACCUGUAUAAAAGACACCUGGGAGCCAGAAAUCAUUCUAAUUGAGAGGGGGUCAAAUAUUUAUUUCCCUCAUUAAAAUGCAAAUCAAUUUAUAACAUUUUUGACAUGCGUUUUUCUGGAUUUUUUGUUGUUAUUCUGUCUCUCACUGUUCAAAUAAAACCUACCAUUAAAAUUAUAGACUAAUCAUUUCUUUGUCAGUGGGCAAAUGUACAAAAUCAGCAGGGGAUCAAAUACUUUUUUCCCUCACUGAACUCUACCAGUUGUAGUGUAUUAGCGACACUUAGUGGUGCAAUACCAGCCGAGCACUAUACAUACAUGUGAUACACUGAUGUACAUGUAGGUGGUCAAUGUGUGCGACCACCACUCAAGUACAUUUCAAUGAUUCCCGUGAGUCCGAGUCAAGUCAAUACAUUACACCCAUCAAUUUCCAUCCACUGCCUGUUCACCUGGACUUAUUCACCUGUGUCCUGUUAAGUCACAUCCAGCCCUGACUAUUUCGAUUGUGUCAUAUUGUAAGUUCAAGAAUAUUUCUGUCCCAUUGUUUUUGACUAGUGCAAGCAGUUGAUAGUUAUCUAGCUAUCUGUUAUUCUUUUAAGCGUGUAUCUCGGAAACAUCUUGGGUGAGUGCACUGUUGUAUUUAUCUUUUCCUUUACGGUUACUCUUGUACUAUUAGCUAGUUAUUUUUUAAGGUUUUACUUGGAAUUAUCUGGAUAUGUGGUUGUUUUACCUACUUUAGUUGAAUGCACUGAUUGUAAGUCGCUCUGAAAAAGAUUGUCUGCUAAAUGUACUAAAAUGUAAAUGUAGAUGCUACAUAUCCCUGUGCUGUGUCCGACUCUCAGGGUAAGGACGAGGCCAUGGGUCGCUGUAUGUGCCCACCUGUGGUGAAGCUGAACCCCGGCACGGCGGUCUCCCCCAAACUGCUGUGGUUCCCCGUCACCAAGAAAGGCCACAACGCUGGAGAGAUGCUGGUGGCUGCCGAGCUAUUGCUGAAAGACAAGGUAAAGUACUACCCAGCUAGCAAAUAACAUUAUGAGAACUGUAUGUUUCUUAGAGCUUGGUGAAAGCUUGGUUGUCCUAUGGUUAUUUUGCAUACAACCUUCCCACAACUUUCUGUGAAUGGUACAGGAUAGUUGCUUGGCUGUGGAACAUUCUCAGCAUAUUUAAGGAACCUGACAAAAAAACUUUAUUUUCUUGGUAUUUCAUUACUUUAACAGAACGUUUCCUAAAACUUAAAAGAUGGUUACAUUUAAUUAAAAUGUUGGUAAUGUUCUAGGUACAUUCUCCAACUGGUUUGACAUUGGGAAUGUUCUCAAAUAGUUCUGAGAACGUUAAGAAACAACGUUCUUCUGUGGGAAUUUCAGUACUUCUGCACAGGGGUUGGAACCACAAUUAUUUUCCAAUUGUUUCGUUCUGAACAGAACCAUUAUUUUUUUCCUUCCGUUCCACUGUUCCGACCAGCAAAAUAAAGUUCUGAACUGGUUUGAACCCCAAAAAAGUAACGGUUUAUAUUGUUCCUUUCUAAACCUCUGAAAUCUACAUUUUUGUACUUUUAGCUUGAUAUUAAAUUACUUCAGUAAUGGAUAGAGCAGCUUGCUAUGGAGCGGGCAAGCUAUGUACAUGCAUUGAACAGACGUGUAAGUGUAGUGUAGGGUGCGACAUGCGACUGAAAUUUUGCAGGUGAGGAGAGCACUGGGCAUGAAGCGCUGGGCAUCUUGUUGUUAUGACAUGUAUUAUCUAAAUUAGACCCAAAUAAUUAUUCCUAAGGAGCGGUUUCUAUGAAGGAACUGAUAAUGUCUGAACUUCAGAGAGUUGGCUUAACUAACGUUGGACCAGAGCUAGCCCUUGAUCAUGACUCUCAGUUCCAUUACAUUACACAUAAUGCCACUUAGAGUUUGAGAGCUAGACCAGAGCUAGCUAGCUAACAAAUUUGUGUGUGCAGAGCGGCACCAGAAUUAAAAUAAAAACAGGUCUUACCUUUUUGUAGUUAAUAAAUCCAAUAUGAAACAUGAUAAUUAUAGUAUAUUUAACUACAAUUGAAAAACACUGCAAUACGUUUCUUAGUAACAGUGAAGGCUUUGCAAAGGCUCUUUGUUGCGUUUUUUUGUGGGACUGCCCGGAAGGUAAAUUUUUUUUAGUUAUUUUAUGUUUUUCUGUUCUGUUCCCUGAACCGGUUCCAACCCCUGCUUCAGCAUAACGUUUCCUACAGGUUUCCUCAUGGUUCUAUUUAAAGUCAUGUUCUCAAAUUGUUCAGAGAACAUUAAGAAAACUUUCCAUAAAAGACACAAGAAAACUUUUGUAACAUUCGGAGAACGUUCUAAGAAUGUAUGUAAAAAACAUAUACAUUCCGUUUUCUCAGCAUCAACACACCUGAUCUUAAUGAGUACUUGUUUCCUUUUAAAUGGGGUCUGUUUAAAUAGACUAAAAUGAACAGCUUUGAAUGAGUAAAAAGAACAAUGGCAUGCCAUCCUGGUGGCGCAGGAGACUAACGCCAUGAAUAGAGAACAGAAGCUCAUAGGUUCAAAUCUCACUGAUGCUGUGCCACAAUACACAAAUUAAUGUGAUUGCAUGAUUAAUGCCUAAGCAAAUUCAUUGUCAUGUGUCCUAUCUGUGCUUAGAGUUCAAAUCAGUUAACCCAAUCUAAGCUAGCAGUUUUAUUAAGUCUCAGAAUGUUAUUUAAUUGCCUUCAAAUAAUCUAGAAUUCAAAUAAAAUAAAAUAAAAUUGUAUUUGCCACAUGCGCCGAAUACAACAGGUGUAGACAUUACAGUGAAAUGCUUACUUACAAGCCCUUAACCAAAAAUGCAGUUAAAAAAUAAAAUAAAAUAAAAAUAAGUGUUAAGUAAAAAAAAUUUAAGCAAAUAACUAAAGAGCAGCAGUAAAGUAAAAUAACAGUAGGGAGGCUAUAUACAGGGGGUACCGGUACAGAGUCAAUGUGAAAUAACAGUAGGGAGGCUAUAUACAGGGGGUACCGGUACAGAGUCAAUGUGAAAUAACAGUAGGGAGGCUAUAUACAGGGGGUACCGGUACAGAGUCAAUGUGCGGGGGCACCGGCUAAUAGAGGUAAUAUGUACAUGUGGGUAGAGUUAAAGUGACUAUGCAUAAAUAAUAAACAGAGUAGCAGCAGCGUAAAAGAGGGUGAUGGGGUGGGGUGGGGGGGCAGUGCAAAUAGUCUAGGUAGCAAUGAUUAGCUGUUCAGGAGUCUUAUGGCUUGGGGGUAGAAGCUGUUGAGAAGCCUUUUGGACCUAGACUUGGCGCUCCGGUACCGCUUGCCGCGCGGUAGCAGAGAGAACAGUCUAUGACUAGGAUGGCUGGAGUCUUUGACAAUUUUUAGGGCCUUCCUCUGACACCGCCUGGUAUAGAGGACCUGGAUGGCAGGAAGCUUGGCCCCAGUAAUGUACUGGGCCGUACGCACUAACCUCUGUAGUGUCUUGCGGUCGGAGGCCGAGCAGUUGCCAUACCAGGCGGUGAUGCAACCAGUCAGGAUGCUCUCGAUGGUGCAGCUGUAGAACUUUUUGAGGAUCUGAGGACCCAUGCCAAAUCUUUUCAGUCUCCUGAGGAGGAAUAGGCUUUGUCGUGCCCUCUUCACGACUGUCUUGGUGUGUUUGGACCAUGAUAGUUCGUUGGUGUUGUGGACACCAAGGAACUUGAAGCUCUCAACCUGUUCCACUACAGCCCGUCGAUGAGAAUGGGGGCGUGCUCAGUCCUCUUUUUUUUCCUGUAGUCCACAAUCAUCUCCUUUGUCUUGAUCACGUUGAGGGAGAGGUUGUUAUCCUGGCACCACACGGCCAGGUCUCUGACCUCCUCCCUAUAGGCUGUCUCAUCGUUGUCUGUGAUCAGGCCUACCACUGUUGUGUCGUCUGCAAACUUAAUGAUGGUGUUGGAGUCGUGCCUGGCCAUGCAGUCAUGGGUGAACAGGGAGUACAGGAGGGGACUGAGCACGCACCCCUGAGGGGCCCCCUUAUUGAGGAUCAGCGUGGCAGAUGUGUUGUUACCUACCCUUACCACCUGGGGGCGGCCCGUCAGGAAGUCCAGGAUCCAGUUGCAGAGGGAGGUGUUUAGUCCCAGGAUCCUUAGCUUAGUUAUGAGCUUUGAGGGCACUAUGGUGUUGAACGCCGAGCUGUAGUCAAUGAAUAGCAUUCUCACGUAGGUGUUCCAUUCUCAGAAAGUUUAGAAAACCUCCCAGGAACGUUUUCAGAGAACCAUAAUAAAACGUUCUCAGAACCUCCCUGCAAUUUAAAAAUUAGCGUUCCCAGAACAGGUGAAAUUUUCACUUACGUUCUCAGAACGUUUAAGAAACGUAUGGCUUUUUUUUCCCAAAACAAAUGGGGAAGCAAAAAUGUUCCCACAACUUCCAAUGAAGCAAAUAUGCUAGCUGGGUAGUGCCCAGUGUUGUUUCCAAAUGGUGACCAUUCAAGGUAAAAGUAGCUCCUAACCACAGAUCUAGGAUCAGAUUACUCUACCCCUAACCUCAAGCUCCAGGCAGGUGAAAAAUAUCUGUGUGUCAGUGGUUGGUGCAACUUCCACCAACUCCAGUCCAGGUCGAGUUACUGUAGAGCACUUUUUUUGUUUAAAAAAUCACGAUAUAAAAUACAUUUGAUUGAUUUAUUGAUGUGUAUUACUUUUAGGCCAAUGAGAGUGACUUGCCCCUGGUGCCCCCCAGACGAGGAGCGACGCUCUACAUGGUUCCCCAGGGAAUCAGGCCUGUCGUACAGCUUACCGCCAUCGAGGUGUGGCCUCAGGCAGCCUGCAACACCAUCACACGCACACUUGUGCAUGCAUGAACUCAUACACACACACACACACACACACACAGUCAUAUGUAUGCACACAUGACUGUAAGUCGCUUUGGAUAAAAGCGUCUGCUAAAUGGCAUAUUAUAUUAUUAUUAUUAUCAUACACAUGAACACGCACACACGCAAGCACACAUGCACACACACACAUUCUCCUCUGUGUUUCUCUUUCUCACAAUCUCACACGUUUCUGUGUGUGAGCGUGUGUGCAUACAUGCACACUCGUGCUUGUGUGUGUGUGCGGUGUGUGUGUGUUGUGUCCUAGAUCUUAGCCUGGGGUCUGAGGAACAUGAAGACCUACCAGUUGGCCACGGUCACCUCUCCCAGUCUCAUAGUGGAGUGUGGGGGGGAGGUCGUUCAGACGGCCGUCAUCAAGAACAUCAAGAAGAACCCCAACUUCCCCGGAUCUGUCCUCUUCUUUAAAGUGGUACUGCAACUUCCCUUCAAACUCCGUGUACUGUAUAACACUUCUCUUAAUAUAUACUAUUAAUAUCAAGGACUGGAAGGAAAAGAAAAAUGCUCUCUCCGUAAACAAAGUGACUGAUUCGCGAAAGGUGAAACAGCACCACUGGUCGACCAGCAGGAGUCCUGGAGGCAGAACUGAGUGAUUUCCCCUUAGAUAGGCCAGCUGCAAAGUCAAAAUUGGCUAUAUUGUAAAAAUUCAUGAAAACUAAAAUGUUUAAUUUAAGGUUAGGGUUAGGCAUUAGGGCUAGCAGUGUGGUUAAGGUUAGGUUUAAAAUCAGAUUUAUAACUUUGUGGCUGUGCCAGCUAGUGACCACUCUGCAGAGCUGCCUCUAGAAAAUGAUUAAUGGCAAAAAGCGCUAACCUGCGGUCUCCCCAGGCGCAAUUGUUAUUGUUUUUGUAACAGAGGAGAUGAGCAUCCAGCAUCAUGGUAAACAAAAAAAUCGUAUCGCGCCUGCAAUGAUGUGCAAUGAUGUCCGAAGCAAAUAAACAGUGUUCGUUGUUUGAAAUAACGUCUUUGUUGUUGUAAUAUCUCAAACAGACGUGGCAGUAUCACCACUUCAGAUUCCAGCUUUGAGGACCACAAUUACUGGAAUUUGCUGCAUUUUCUAUCCCAAUAAAUAAUUACUUAGGUUGAAAUGUUUGACAACCAUUAAGAUAAACCAGUUUAAAUGUCUAUGCAUUUAAGCUCAUUGAUAUUAUGCGUUCUGUUUAAUUGAUUGAUUGUGUUCGAUUUGAUCCUAUAGUUUAUGCACUAACUGUAAGUCGCUAAGAGCAUCUGCUAAAUGACUAAUAUGUAUAGGUAAAAUGUAGUUUCUGUAUCACUGGUAACACUGUGUGAGUUGUCUGAACCAGGUUAACCCUAAACCCCCUGCCUCCUUUGGUCUACCCCCCCCCCGCCCCCGCCCCAGCUCCUACCCAAAGAGGAGAUGUACACCCCUCCCAUCGUUCUGAAGGUGAUCGACCACCGGCCCUUCGGCAGGAAGCCCAUCGUGGGCCAGUGUACCAUUUACUCCCUGGAGGAGUUCCGCUGUGACCCCUACGUCACCAAUGCUGAGGUGGCCAUGUCUGCCAAAGGUACACACAUACAUUUACAUUGUUAGUCAUUUAGCAGAGCUCUUAUCCAGAGCGACUUACAGUUAGUGAGUGCAUACAUUUUUCAUACUGGCCCCCCGUGAAGGCAUGAAUGUAUGUAUGCACGAAUGUGCACACACACACACACACACACACAUCCACACACAACAUUGCUAGAGUACUGUACUAUAUGUGUCACACAUCUAUUUACUACCCCCUUUCUUUUCUGUUGUGUAUUACUUUAUUAGUGGCCAUGAUGGCAGCAACUCAAGGAGACAUCAUCAUUAACAUGGAGGAUAGGCCCAUCCUUAAUACUGAGGUAGCUACUGUAAAACUCAAAAAGGACUUUACAGAAUGAGCUUGUCUUAGUGUUGUGUUAUUUUAUCAGAAAUGUACCAGCACUGUAGCCUGGGUGCCAGGCUGUUUUCUGCUGUCUUGUAAGAAUUGCUUGGCAUGACAAUGAGUGACAAAGAGUUGACAAGAUAGCACAAAAAGAUCUGGGACCAGGCUAGCAAAAUUGUGUUGUGUGGUUACACAUUCUGAUGAUUUUAUUCUGUUUUUCUUCAUAGCUCCACAAAGAGAAGGUGAGAUUUUUCCUUUCUUUUAUGAAUACAUAUUAUCAAGGAUGGAAAGAAUCAAAUAUUUGAUGGCUUGUACACUCUUGACGGAGUCAAAAUGUGCUGUUAUUGAGGCUUAUUUGAGUCUGCCUGUUUUGCAGGAGGAGGAGGCAGUUGACUGGUGGAGUAAGUUCUAUGCCUCUGUGGGAGAGCACGAGAAGUGUGGGCCGUACCUCAAAAAAGGAUACGACACCCUAAAGGUACAGUAAGAACGUUCUACCACUUCUGUCUCCAUGACUGAAAGGUUUGAGUUGACCUGUUUGUUUCUUUCUAUCUCAUUUGUCUUACAAUGGUCACAAGGAUUGUACAUAGGACUUUUUCUAUCAAUGUUUAACACCCACCUGAGUUUUUUACACGACAAGCAGUAUAAUGGCGAUGCUGUGAGAAAUGUGUGUUUUCUCAUAUGUAUGAAGGUGUGUGAAUUGUGUGUAUGAUCUCAGGUGUAUCAGGGUUAUACAUACAGUCAGGUCCCAAAUUAUUGACACCCUUGAUAAACAUGAGAAAAAAAUACUAUAAAAUAAAUCAUACAAAUACAGAGCUAUAUUGUAUGCUUAAAAAAAUUGGUAAAUUAUAUUAUUUUAUACUAAUGCAAUUGCUCAGAGAAAGAGUAAGUAAUACAAAACAUUUUUUUGAUUGGAGAACACAUUGGGAGGGAUCUUAGACCAUUCCUCCAUACAGAAUCUUUCUAGACAAUAACCCCAAGCACACAUCAAAAUCCACAAAGAAAUUGUUAAUUGACCACAAAAUCAACAUCUUGUAAUGGCCAUCUCAGUCUCCAGACUUGAACCCCAUUUAAAACCUGUGGUUUGAAUUGAAGAGUCCUGCACGAAGAGUCCAUAAGCGCAGAUGAAGGAUAUCAAGGAACUGAAAAUAUUUUGUAUGGAGGAAUGGUCUAAGAAUCCUCCCAAUGUGUUCUCCAAUCUCAUAAAACAUUUUAGAAAAAGGCUCAGCGUUAUUAUCCUCACAAGGGGAGGGUGCUGGGGUAUUGAAAACAGGAUCCAAUAACUUUGACCCCCAUCCUUUUUAGAUUUUUUGUUAUUAUUUGUUAAACAAAAUCUCUUUCUCUGAGCAAGUGUAAUAGCAUAACAUUUCCCCCAAAAUAUGUACAUACAAUAUACAGUGAGGGAAAAAAGUAUUUGAUCUCCUGCUGAUUUUGUACGUUUGCCCACUGACAAAGACAUGAUCAGUCUAUACUUUUAAUGGUAGGUUUAUUUGAACAGUGAGAGACAGAAUAACAACAACAAAAUCCAGAAAAACGCAUGUCAAAAAUGUUAUAAAUUGAUUUGCAUUUUAAUGAGGGAAAUAAGUAUUUGACCCCUCUGCAAAACAUGACUUAGUACUUGGUGGCAAAACCCUUGUUGGCAAUCACAGAGGUCAGACGUUUCUUGUACACUGCUCAAAAAAAUAUAGGGAACACUUAAACAACACAAUGUAACUCCAAGUCAAUCACACUUCUGUGAAAUCAAACUGUCCACUUAGGAAGCAACACUGAUUGACAAUAAAUGUCACAUGCUGUUGUGCAAAUGGAAUAGACAACAGGUGGAAAUUAUAGGCAAUUAGCAAGACACCCCCAAUAAAGGACUGGUUUUGCAGGUGGUGACCACAGACCACUUCUCAGUUCCUAUGCUUCCUGGCUGAUGUUUUGGUCACUUUUGAAUGCUGGCGGUGCUUUCACUCUAGUGGUAGCAUGAGACGGAGUCUACAACCCACACAAGUGGCUCAGGUAGUGCAGCUCAUCCAGGAUGGCACAUCAAUGCGAGCUGUGGCAAGAAGGUUUGCUGUGUCUGUCAGCGUAGUGUCCAGAGCAUGGAGGCGCUACCAGGAGACAGGCCAGUACAUCAGGAGACGUGGAGGAGGCCGUAGGAGGGCAACAACCCAGCAGCAGGACUGCUACCUUCGCCUUUGUGCAAGGAGGAGCAGGAGGAGCACUGCCAGAGCCCUGCAAAAUGACCUCCAGCAGGCCACAAAUGUGUCUGCUCAAACGGUCCCCAGACCUGAAUCCAAUUGAGCACAUCUGGGACAUCAUGUCUCGCUCCAUCCACCAACGCCACGUUGCACCACAGACUGUCCAGGAGUUGGCAGAUGCUUUAGUCCAGGUCUGGGAGGAGAUCCCUCAAGAGACCAUCCGCCACCUCAUCAGGAGCAUUCCCAGGCAUUGUAGGGAGGUCAUACAGGCAUGUGGAGGCCACACACACUACUGAGCCUCAUUUUGACUUGUUUUAAGGACAUUACAUCCAAGUUGGAUCAGCCUGUAGUGUGGUUUUCCACUUUAAUUUUGAGGGUGACUCCAAAUCCAGACCUCCAUGGGUUGAUACAUUUGAUUUCCAUUGAUAAUUUUUGUGUGAUUUUGUUGUCAGCACAUUCAACUAUGUAAAGAAAAAAGUAUUUCAUAAGAUUAUUUCAUUCAUUCAGAUCUAGGAUGUGUUAUUUUAGUGUUCCCUUUAUUUUUUUGAGCAGUGUAGUUGGCCACCAGGUUUGCACACAUCUCAGGAGGGAUUUUGUCCCACUCCUCUUUGCAGAUCUUCUCCAAGUCAUUAAGGUUUCGAGCCUGACGUUUGGCAACUCGAACCUUCAGCUCCCUCCACAUAUUUCCUAUGGGAUUAAGGUCUGGAGACUGGCUAGGCCACUCCAGGACCUUAAUGUGCUUCUUCUUGAGCCACUCCUUUGUUGCCUUGGCCGUGUGUUUUGUGUCAUUGUCAUGCUGGAAUACCCAUCCACGACCCAUUUUCAAUGCCCUGGCUGAGGGAAGGAGGUUCUCACCCAAGAUUUGACGGUACAUGGCCCCGCCCAUUGUCCAUUUGAUGCGGUGAAGUUGUCCUUUCCCCUUAGCAGAAAAACACCCCCAAAGCAUAAUGUUUCCACCUCCAUGUUUGACGGUGGGGAUGGUGUUCUUGGGGUCAUAGGCAGCAUUCCUCCUCCUCCAAACACGGCGAGUUCAGUUGAUACCAAAGAGCUCGAUUUUGGUCUCAUCUGACCACAACACUUUCACACAGUUCUCCUCUGAAUCAUUCAGAUGUUCAUUGGCAAACUUCAGACGGGCCUGUAUAUGUGCUUUCUUGAGCAGGGGGACCUUGCGGGCGCUGCAGGAUUUCAGUCCUUCACAGCGUAGUGUGUUACCAAUUGUUUUCUUGGUGACUAUGGUCCCAGCUGCCUUGAGAUCAUUGACAAGAUCCUCCCGUGUAGCUCUGAGCUGAUUCAUCACCGUUCUCAUGAUCAUUGCAACUCCACGAGGUGAGAUCUUGCAUGGAGCCCCAGGCAGAGGAAGAUUGACAGUUAUUUUGUGUUUCUUCCAUUUGCGAAUAAUCGCACCAACUGUUGUCACCUUCUCACCAAGCUGCUUGGCGAUGGUCUUGUAGCCCAUUCCAGCCUUGUGUAGGUCUACAAUCUUGUCCCAGACAUCCUUGGAGAGCUCUUUGGUCUUGGCCAUGGUGGAGAGUUUGGAAUCUGAUUGAUUGAUUGCUUCUGUGGACAGGUGUCUUUUAUAUAGGUAACAAGUUGAGAUUAGGAGCACUCCCUUUAAGAGUGUGCUCCUAAUUUCAGUUCAUUACCUGUAUAAAAGACACCUGGGAGCCAGAAAUCUUUCUGAUUGAGAGGGGGUCAAAUACUUAUUUCCCUCAUUAAAAUGCAAAUCAAUUUAUAACAUUUUUGACAUGCUUUUUUCUGGAUUGUUUUGUUGUUAUUCUGUCUCUCACUGUUCAAAUAAACCUACCAUUAAAAUUAUAGACUGAUCAUUUCUUUGUCAGUGGGCAAACAUACAAAAUCAGCAAGGGAUCAAAUACUUUUUUCACUCAAUGUAGCUGUGUUUGUAUUAUUUAUUUUAUACAGUGUUUUUUGGUCAUCUUUAUUGAGGGUGCCAAUACAUUUUGAUUUGUGUCUGUGUCUGUGUAUCUGUGUGUGUCUUAAUGUAUUUCAGGUUGUGUGAUAUAUGUGUUUGUCCUCAACAUAUGAAGGUAUGUGUCCUCUCAUGUGUCUAACAGUGUGAUACGUGUGUGUUCUCACAGGUGUAUGAAGGUGAGCUGGAGGAGGUCCCAGAGUUCCGAGGGCUGACAGAUUUCUGCAAAACGUUCCGACUGCAGCGGGGGAAGACUGAGGAAGAGGAGGAUGACCCCUCAGUGGUCGGAGAGUUCAAGGUGAUCACAGACCUCUUUUUCUUAAGAAUGUAGCUCAGUUGGUAGAGCAUGGCGUUUGCAACGCCAGGGUUGUGGGUUCGAUAAAAUAAUGUAUGUGCUAACUGUAAGUCGCUCUGGAUAAGAGCGUCUGCUAAAUGACUAAAAUGUAAAUGUAAAAUGUACACGUCAUCCUGUUAAGAUAUAUUUUCAAGGGAGUCCUGUCCAGAGCCCGUUUUCAAAAAGUGUCUCAGAGUAUGUUCUGAUCUUAUUCAUUAUGAUCAUUAUUAUCUAAAAGGGAAAUCAGCACUCCGACUCUGCUCUCUACACUGAUCCUGUAUACAUGCAUAACAGGCAUAACGCCCAACUAUCCGCAGUGAUCCCCCGUGAACAUCGGUAUUAAAAGCAUUUUCUUGCCACCUUGUGGCCUUUGGAGUUCCUACCAGGUUGCUCUCGCUAACAGAUGCAGUCUUUUUUUGUGUGUGUGUCAGGCCACAGCAUAUGGAGGGUUAUCUGUGCCAAUUCUAAAAUGCAGUGCUUAAAUUCUAAAUUCACUCAGAAGAAGGAGACUGGGGGCCUUUUAAAGCCCUGUACAUACAGCUGGUGGGGGGGAAAAAACUAUGUUAUGUAGAACCAAUGAUAAAACGUCCUUAUUUUCUCCACUCUAAAUGUGAACCCAACCUAAGUAUUGACACCAAGCCUGUUUUUGACCCCUGACCCUGCUGGUGUGUCCUGUCCUGUAGGGCUCGUUCCGGGUGUACCCCCUAUCUGAUGACCCAGAGGUGCCAGCCCCGCCGCGCCAGUUCAGAGAGCUGCCUGAGAGCGGGUUGCAGGAGUGCCUGGUCAGGAUCUACGUGGUGCGAUGCAUGGACCUGCAGCCUAAAGACAACAACGGCAUGGUGAGUGUGUAAGGGUUGGUGUGAGGUGUGACCCAGGUGCGGUGCAGGAUAGACAGUAGGCAAGGAUGGUGAAACAAGGAUCUUUACUGGUGGUCUAAAAACCAUUAUACAAAACAACGGACUAUACACGAAAACAAAUGAGGAGCACAUAGGUCUCCAAAAAACAGGCUGACAGCAAACAAUAUGAAAUACUAACUCUAACUGGAAAAACACAAUGACACAGGGAGAACACUUCUCGUUCCUGUAACUCCGUCACGUGAUCCAACACUGAUACAUACUGCUUGACAUCAAGAAACUAGCAGAGAAAACUGAGCAAGGGAACACAGGGAAGUGAGGGUAUAAAUACACAGGUGAAUCAGAUAGCCACAGGUGACACCAAUAGGCAGAUAAUUAGUCCCGACUGUGAGUGAGGAGGUACCUAUGGUUGUCGGAGGAUGACACCUAGUGGGUCGCUCCGGAACUGCGACACACUCCUGUAACAUGAGUGGACGCCAAACACAGUCUAAGAGACUCUACACACUGAGAACACUUCAAACACGAUGCUGGAUCAGGCGUAUGUCAAAAGCUGAAUUAAUUUCAACUUUCAGCUGAGCGUUUCUGCAGCGCAUAUACAUUUGUUUGCCCCUCCCCUUCACCAACCAACUGUUCUCAUUAAAAUACAUGACUUAUAUAGCCUUUUCCCACACUAAUACCAUAUUUCAACAUUUGUGUUUGUUUUUGCUUUUUAGUGUGACCCUUACAUCAAGAUCUCUUUGGGGAAGAAAACAAAAGAUGACAGAGAUGACUACAAACCAAACACCCUCAAUCCAGAGUUUGGCAGGUAAAAUACAGUAGUAGUUUUAACUAAAACCUUCACUUAUAGAAAACUGUCAAAAUGCCACUGAGACUGUUGAAUGAAUUAAUUGGAUGGAUGGAUGGAUGUAUAAUUCAUUAAUUAAUUAUUUGAAUAUAAGUUUCGCCAAUUAACAUGCAUGCUCCACCAAGUAAUGUGGAUGUGGCGUUUUCCUUAGAAGACCUAAGAAAACUAGGUUUAGUAGAAACCUGAGAAAACUCCUUUUUUCUCCUACUCGGUGCCCCAACCUAAGCAUGUAAAAGUGUUUUGCAUGUGCUGGGUCUGCCCUGUCCUGUCUGGCUCAUUUACGUUACACCUUUGAUUACAGACGCUCUCACCCCAGACGCCGACCAGUUAGGGAGUGCCUGAAGGGCAAUUUCCCAGGAGUGCCUUUCAGGGAUCUACAUUGGUGCAUGCACCUAGCCAUAAACACAAAAUACGUUUUUGGUGGGUGGUGGGUGUGGUGUAAAAGGUUUUACACCAGGUGCCGGUGCGGGUUAAAGUAGGAAGGUGGUGAUGACUCCGCUGUACUGGUGGCAGAAACCGUUCACCAAAAGGGCCAUACACGAAAACAGUUUUGAGGGAGCACAUAGGUUCCGCAAAAACGGGGGAUGCCAGCAGGCCAAUAUGAAAGCAUGCCUCGCCGGGGGAAACACAGAUGAAAGGGGGCCUUCCUCAGUUCCUGGCAACACCAGGUCAACGGGGGAUUCCCAACACGGGAAAACCAGUGAGUGCUGGAGAUCAAGAAACUGGAAAGUGAAACAUGAGGGGCUGGGAACUCGGGAAAUUUGAGGGGUUAAUGGCACAGGGAACGGGGAAGCCCAGCAACAGCGAGGCAGAAAAUUAUCCCGAGAUAAAAGUGGGAUAGGACCUGUGGUUCGGUGGUAACCUAGGGGUCGACUCUGGAAUGUCGUAGACACUGAACAUGGGGUGGACGCCAAAAACAGUCAAGAGGUUGUCCACACGAAGCACUUCGCACUGCUGGAGGAUGUCAAAACUGAGUUUUUCAACCGUGAGGCGAGAUAUAAAGGGCCCCUUUCCCCGGGAGGAAAGCAGCUUUUCUUCCAUUCAAGCUACAUGACUUAUAUACCUGUUUCCCAAAUAAUACCGAUUCAACCUUUGAGUGGUUGUUUUUGUUGUUAGUGUGACCCUACAAUUCAAGAGCCUUUGGGGAUAUGACAACAAAGGAUGAUAGGGAUGACUAAGAACCUAGAACACCUCAAUCCAGAGUUUGGCAGGUAAAAUACAGUAGUAGUUUUAACUAAAACCUUCACUUAUAGAAAACUGUCAAAAUGCCACUGAGACUGUUGAAUGAAUUAAUGAAUUAAUGGAUGGAUGGAUGAAUUAAUUAAUUAAUUAAUUAAUUAAUUAAUUAAUGCAUGAAUUAAUGGAUGGAUGAAUGAGUUUUAUUUAGAAAUGUAUAAAGUUGUUUCAGCCAAGUGAAAUUAACAAUGCACACAGAAGUGUCUCUCACCAAGUCAACCUCAUCUCUUCCUCUUGUGUCAGGAUGUUUGAGCUGUCCUGUUUCCUCCCUCAAGACAAAGACCUGAAGAUAGCCGUGUACGACUAUGACUUGCUCAGCCGAGAUGAGAAAGUGGGAGAGACGGUCAUUGACCUGGAGAACAGACUCCUCUCUCGCUUCGGUUCCUACUGCGGCCUGCCGCAGUCCUACUGCAUGUGAGUGUGUAUGUGCAUGUGUGCGUGUGUCUGUCUGUCUGCGUCUGUCUGUCUGUACAACUGUCAGUUCUACAGGUCUCUCUGUCCAACUUUCCCACUGUGUCUCUGAUCCGUUUCAUUUAUAAUUCAUGCCUUUAAAUUGCCUGUAGUUGCCCAGUUCAGCUCAACUUUUAUUCUGGCCUAAUCCAGCCCCCACUAGAGAAUGCUAUUGUAUCAUAUGAUAUCAUAAUUAUAUAACAUUACAAAACAGCUCAGGGACCAACCAGUGGAGGGAUCAGCUGAAGCCCUCCCAGAUCCUGGAGAACCUGGCCAGACUGAGAGGGAUCCCUCCACCCCACAACACCGCUGACGGCAGCACGCUCUCCUUCGGGGGGAGAGACUACAGUCUGCUGGACUUUGGUAAAGUAAACCACUCAGUAGCAAACCACACGUUGUUAGCUAGGCAAGGAUUGUGUUAAUAGACCUCCUUGUAAACCAUCCAUUUCAAUGGGAGAUUUGCCCAAGAAGUUAGUAUUCAACCCUUUGAGGUACAUUCAGUUCUAUUAGAGGAGUUCCACAGAUAAAACAUAAUUAAUUUUUGAAAAAUUCUGAGUGACAAAUUCUUAUAUUUGGCAUUUGGCAUUUUACUUCAACCACAACAUAGUGAAUGUAUUAGUCAUCUGAACAUCAACCCAAACUUCUGUCUCCUGACUGAGUUGUGUGUCCUGUCGCUAGAGGCCAACAGAGUCAUCCACCAGCACCUGGGUCCAGCCAGGGAGAGGAUGGCCCUGCAUGUCCUCAGGAAACAGGGUCUGGUACCAGAGCAUGUGGAGACCAGGACUCUCUACAGUUCUUACCAACCUACACUGUCACAGGUUAGUACCUUAUUAGCUUGUUUUAUAAAUAGUUUAUAAAUAAUGUAUUCAUGCUUAUUCAUGAACGUUAUUAUAAAGUGUCUCCUAACUGCCCUUAUGAAACGUCCAAACAUUGUACUGCAUUAUCAGGCCACAUUAUCCAAGAAAAAAAAGAAGGAAAAAAAGAAAUGUCUAUAUGAGGUGUUUGUUUGUUGUGUGACAACAUGACGUCUAGAGCAGUGCUUCUCAAACCUCUCCUCUGGGACCCCCAGACGUUUCACAAUUUGGUUGUAGCUCUGAACUAGCACACCUGAUUCAAGAAAUAAGGGCUUGAUGUUGAUGUUUAGUUGACAAGUUGAAUCACCUUUGCUAGCUCUGGGGGGUCCCCAAGGAGAGGUUUGAGAAAGGCUGGUCUAGAGAAUACUUACCAAUUGUAUUGGCUCUCACUCUCCCCAUCUGUAGGGAAGGAUUCAGAUGUGGGUGGACAUCUUCCCGAAGAGCCUGGGUUUACCGGGACCUCCCUGCCACAUUACUCCACGCCAAGCCAAGAAGUGAGGGCCUUCAUACAUUACAAAUUAAUACUAGAUUAGUUUUUAAAGAUCCUGCACAGUCAAGUCAUGUUUUUCAUCAUAUUUGAUAACAUUUGGAUGAAACCAGAUCAAAGUAGGAUGACCAAAGUACGAUGACUGUUGCUGGUAUAUUGAUAAAGUUUUAUCAUAAACUUACUGGCUUCCUCCUCUGUGUUAAAAAUGUGAACUUAGGAGGCGGGGUUAAUGGAGGCUUUAUGUGACAUUACAUAAAGCCUAAUUUUAAUACACCAAUGGUAACGUCUUAUUCUCUUACCUAAUUUAAAUAAGUACCACCUUGUAACCAUCAUCAUGGAGGGGAGAGGUUUACAUAGCUAGCUAUUCUAUUGGUGCCAAAAUUUGACUGCAGGGUGUCAGCAAAUAUAAUUGCUGUUUUCCCCUAUUCAUCUAUGGCAAAGAUACUUAUAGGUUUCCUCUUUCAUUUGUGUCUGGCGUUAGAUAGUUAAUGGCUAGCUAGGUCUUCAGCCAGCAUGGGGAAAAGGGGGGAAGGGUCGUUCAAAACUCCUGCGCAGUUGUCAUGUCAACACAUCUGUCAGUGCUGCUGCAAACUGCGACAGAAGAGACAUGCCAAAUGGGAGAUAAUUAUUAAUCAUUGUUAGUCAUAGUUUAUGAGCAUGGUCUCGCAGUCAAUAUUUAUAUUUUAUGAGGUGUACCCAGACCUCACCUUGUCCAGUUUCAACUGAAAUUGUCCAAGAUGAACUAGCUAGCUAGCUUGAUAAAAUAGUGCUCACAAUUCCAUCUUCGUUAGCUAACUAAAUUAUACAGCCAUCAUUAUGUAUAUAUUGAUGCUGUUACAAUAACCAAACAAUUGGAAAAACAAAUAAUUUGUGAAACCAUGAUGUAUGACAGGAUUGGAUGUUGCAUGCAAUUUCAAUGUUGUUUGAGUUGCUUUGUGUAUCAGCAGAUUUGCUUGAGAUGAUCUCACUGCAACAUUGCUCACUGUGUCCAAGUUUCUUGACAUAGGUGUUUCAAAGAACUGUCAGUCAAGGUGAACUCCCCAUCCACUCAGCCUAUUAGCUCCCCGCCCACUCAGCCUGUCUUUUCACCUGAUAGUUAGACAUGAGAGAGAACAUACAUUUCGGUCACUCAUAAGGCUAUUUUACAUGGGAAUCAGGAUAACUGUGCGUGAAUUGUGUCAAUCUCAUAGACAGUCUGUCCUUGCAUUCUCAGCUCUGCCUAUUACUUUGCGUAGUUACAUCCCCACCCCAUACCUUUACAUGUACCAAACAAAGUGACAGUGUCAGGCUGUUUAUUGAAAUGGCAGAUUGAGCCUUUAAGUGUAUGAUGUUUUUCAACAGGUACUUCCUGCGGGCUAUCGUCUGGAACACCACUGAUGUCAUUCUGGAUGAGACCAGCAUCACCGGAGAGGAGAUGAGUGACAUUUAUGUCAAAGGGUACGGCUACUCAAUGGUACAGUAUUGAGUGAUUGGCUACUCAUAUGGAUCAUACUGUAUUGCUGAUCAAGCAAGGGUAGUGAACCCUACAUUUUAAGUGUGCAAAAAAGAAGUGAAAACCCUGUGACCAGCUGUCCAUCUACUUUAGAUCCAGGUGCUGGUUCUAGCAGGAAAACCUAGGUGUCCAAAACAAAUAUAAAAAAAUACACACAAGUAAAGACACGACCAACCUUCACUUCACAUUCUUAUGUUGAAAUGUUUUCAUUUUAGAGUGCAUGAGAGUGUACCCCAUUGCCUACUCGAUUGGUGGCAUACACAACAGUAAACAGGGAAUUGAUAGAGAAACAAUCAUGUAUUGUUGAUAGAGUAAAUAGGCCCUAGAGCAGGGGUGUCAAACUCAUUUUGGCCCGGAGGCCGCAUUCGGUCUUCAACGAAGUCUAAAGGGACGCACUGAACAUUUGUUAUAUUUCCUUGGCGUCAAAAUUGGCAAAAAAGUGUCCUCUAUCCAUAAUUUUGGGAAUUUCUGAUGCUCCCUGACAGUCUAGCUUUCAUUCCGGUGAUUAUUAGCGAGCUGGACACAGUCAAGAAACUGUAUGAAUGUAGGUCCAUUAUCAUUUCUACACAGUUUCAAUUUUCAAGUAUAUUGAGUUUCUUUCCCCCCACACAUUUUUUUUAGUCCAAAAACAAAUAAAUAUAUAUUUUGUUUUAACUCAAACACCCCUGCCUUAGUGUUUAAGUCCAGCUGAAACUGGACUAUGCUUUGAGGCACUUAAUCGACCUGUAUCUCAGCCCAGACCUAUCACUAGCUAUCUAAAGUGAGAAACAGUGUGACGGUUUGUUUAUUUGCAGAUGGAUGCCUGGUAUGGAGGAGGACAAGCAGAAGACAGACGUCCACUACAGAUCCCUGGAUGGUGACGGCAGCUUCAACUGGCGAUUUGUCUUUGGCUUUGACUACCUACCCGCAGAGCAACUGUGCCUCGUUUCCAGGAAAGUGCGUUUGAAGAGAUGUAUUUAAUUAUUUAUUGCUUUUAUUUGACUAUAAUAUAAUGCUAUACGCCAUUUAGCAGACACUUUUAUCCAAAGCGACUUAGUCAUGCGUGUUGUGCAUACAUUUUAUGUAUGGGUGGUACCAGGAAUCGAACCCACUAUCCUGGUGUUGCAAGCACCAUGCCCUACCAACUGAGCUAACACAUUCGCUUUUACAAUUGCGACCUGAAGUGAAGCAUUAUGACAAAUUAAGUCAAAGUUUGACAAUAAAUAAUAGUUGCAGAAACAUAUACAGUGGGGGAAAAAGUAUUUAGUCAGCCACCAAUUGUGCAAGUUCUCCCACUUAAAAAGAUGAGAGAGGCCUGUAAUUUUCAUCAUAGGUACACGGCAACUAUGACAGACAAAAUGAGAAAAAAAAAUCCAGAAAAUCACAUUGUAGGAUUUUUAAUGAAUUUAUUUGCAAAUUAUGGUAGAAAAUAAGUAUUUGGUCAAUAACAAAAGUUUCUCAAUACUUUGUUAUAUACCCUUUGUUGGCAAUGACACAGGUCAAACGUUUUCUGUAAGUCUUCACAAGGUUUUCACACACUGUUGCUGGUAUUUUGGCCCAUUCCUCCAUGCAGAUCUCCUCUAGAGCAGUGAUGUUUUGGGGCUGUCGCUGGGCAACACGGACUUUCAACUCCCUCCAAAGAUUUUCUAUGGGGUUGAGAUCUGGAGACUGGCUAGGCCACUCCAGGACCUUGAAAUGCUUCUUACGAAGCCACUCCUUCGUUGCCCGGGCGGUGUGUUUGGGAUCAUUGUCAUGCUGAAAGACCCAGCCACGUUUCAUCUUCAAUGCCCUUGCUGAUGGAAGGAGGUUUUCACUCAAAAUCUCACGAUACAUGGCCCCAUUCAUUCUUUCCUUUACACGGAUCAGUCGUCCUGGUCCCUUUGCAGAAAAACAGCCCCAAAGCAUGAUGUUUCCACCCCCAUGCUUCACAGUAGGUAUGGUGUUCUUUGGAUGCAACUCAUCAUUCUUUGUCCUCCAAACACGACGAGUUGAGUUUUUACCAAAAAGUUAUAUUUUGGUUUCAUCUGACCAUAUGACAUUCUCCCAAUCCUCUUCUGGAUCAUCCAAAUGCACUCUAGCAAACUUCAGACGGGCCUGGACAUCUGGCUUAAGCAGGGGGACACGUCUUGGCACUGCAGGAUUUGAGUCCCUGGCGGCGUAGUGUGUUACUGAUGGUAGGCUUUGUUACUUUGGUCCCAGCUCUCUGCAGGUCAUUCACUAGGUCCCCCUGUGUGGUUCUGGGAUUUUUGCUCACCGUUCUUGUGAUCAUUUUGACCCCACGGGGUGAGAUCUUGCGUGGAGCCCCAGAUCGAGGGAGAUUAUCAGUGGUCUUGUAUGUCUUCCAUUUCCUAAUAAUUGCUCACACAGUUGAUUUCUUCAAACCAAGCUGCUUACCUAUUGCAGAUUCAGUCUUCCCAUAACUGAUAACAAGUUCAAACAGGUGCCAUUCAUACAGGUAACGAGUGGAGGACAGAGGAGCCUCUUAAAGAAGAAGUUACAGGUCUGUGAGAGCCAGAAAUCUUGUUUGUUUGUAGGUGACCAAAUACUUAUUUUCCACCAUAAUUUGCAAAUAAAUUCGUAAAAUUCCUACAAUGUGAUUUUCUGGAUUUUUUUUUCUCAAUUUGUCUGUCAUAGUUGACGUGUACCUAUGAUGAAAAUUACAGGCCUCUCUCAUCUUUUUAAGUGGGAGAACUUGCACAAUUGGUGGCUGACUAAAUACUUUUUUCCCCACUGUAUGUUGGGCAGAUGUUGAGUUCCAGACUAACAUCCAAAAGUGUUUUGUUUUUGUUUGUUGUCAGGAGCAUUUUUGGAAUCUGGACCAAACCGAGUUUCGGACCCCCCCAAAGUUGAUCGUCCAGAUUUGGGACAAUGACAAAUUCUCACUGGAUGACUACCUGGGUAAGAUAUAUUUAUUUCCUCUGAUCUAAAGUAACUGAUACAAAGUGUUCCUCUUUUUAACAUCACCAGAUGUCCCCAAACAUCUGACAGACAGACUGACUGACUGACUCAUUGAAUGAAUUAAUGUUUAUUGUCCAUCAAGACAAUAACAAGAAACAUCCAUCAGCAUCUGAAAACCAGUCUUAUUUAAACCCAGGUCUGCAAUACAUAACAGAUAACGGUGAGUAGGAAAUGUGAGAAGGAAACGUUGAUAUAAAGGGAUUGCUAAUCCAGUUUGUGUUGCAUUUGGGACACAGGCACAGUUGAGCUGGACCUGCUCCAUCUGAUCCCCCCUGCCAAGACCCCUGAGAAAUGCAGUCUGAAAAUGUUGCCAGGGGUUACAGGCUUCACCCCUUCCAAACAACCACAGCCCAACUCUCUGUUCUCCCAGAAGUCUGUGCGGGGCUGGUGGCCCUGUAUGAUAGAGCAGGACGGGAAGCACAUCCUGGGUGUAAGUCCUGUUGUGAAAUUGAAAGAACAAAUUGCAAAUUCUAAGUUAAUUUCCCAAUUUUGCCUUGAGUAGAGAAAAUGUUGCUGAUUUAAAUACAUUUUUCUGCAAUUCUACACAUUCUGCCAUGGGGCGUAGAGAAUAUUUUGCAGUUGAAAGCUAAUUUACUGCAAUUCUACACAUAUUUCCAUGACUUAUGCCACGUUCAUACAAUAUCUGGAUGAGAGCGACUAACAAAAGUAAUUUAGCAGACGCUCUUAUCCAGAGCGUCUUACAGGAGCUCAGCUCAAGGACAUGUCAGAUUUUUCGCCUAGUCAGCUCGGGGAUUUGAAACAGCGAACUUUCGGUUACUGGCCCAACUCUCUUAACCGCUAGGCUACCUUUGUGCCUCCAAAAUGAUUGGAGGAACACUGCUGAUGCACUACCAAAUUUCAAAAUUGCACCUUGUGUUUUCUACUAUUUUAACUCUCAACAGUAAGUUGAGACUGACACUGACCUAGCGUCCAUUUAUGUUGAUUAUCGGUAGGGCCCCUGCGGACAACACACACACACGAACAGAACACACGCACACACACCAACCUUUCCCAUUGGAAAGUUACUAUAACUGUGGUAUGUGGUUGUCGUACCUAGCUACCUUAAGAUGAAUGAAAGCCGCUCUGGAUAAGCCUAAAAUGUAAAUGUAAAAUAAGCUAAUACAGAUUUCCUCAAAGGAAAUUUGUAUAGUUGAUCAUGUGUCAUUGUGAAUGAAUUGAUAACCAGAAAUGCCUGCGCAUAGGCGACAGUAUUUAGUCACUUUGAUCCUUUGCACAGUAUUGAUAAACAGAAUGACGUGAAAGUCACAAGCUUUAGGGCUAAAUGUGUUUAUAGAUCACAGAGACGAUGGAUGAGAAAGUCUGUGGCGUGUUCAUGACUGUCUCUGUGUUCCCAUAGGGGAAGGUGGAGAUGACCCUGGAAAUAGUGGAAGAGAGGGAGGUAGAAGAGAGGCCUGCUGGGAAGGGCCGGGACGAACCCAACAUGAACCCCAAACUAGACUUUCCUAAGUAAGACCACAUCCACAAGUUACCUUUCAACCACCUAUGACAAUAACAUUGUAGCUUGUCCAUUGUAAGUAGAAUGUUUUAACAUACUAACUACAUAGUGCUAUAACAUUCAGUGACGAAAUGCACCAAAUAAGAGUCUACAUUUCAAACUGGGCUUGCCUCGGCCCACGCAUGGUUACCCUCCCCCCUUUUAGAACACAAUGUAACAUCAAGUCAAAUGGAUGAGCUCCCAGAAAAAUGUGUUUUGUUGUUUCUCUCCCCAUACAGUCGCCCCGACACUUCCUUCUUCUGGUUCACCAGUCCAUGCAAGACCAUGAAGUUCAUCAUAUGGCGCAGAUUCAAAUGGAUCUUCAUUGGUUUGAUAGUCCUCCUGCUUGUGCUCUUGUUCCUUGGGAUCCUGCUGUACUCCCUACCAGUAAGAUAUAUGUCCUUGUAAUCUAUAAUACUAAUAUAUCUAUGCCACUUAGAAGACACUUUCAUCCAUAGCAACUACAGUGAGUGCAUAGUGCAUACAUUUGUUGUGUUUGUAUGUGAUCAUUAAAUCCAACCUUACCAAUUCAACAAAACUGGGUAUCUUCAUGCAUAUAGUGUAGACAGGCAACGUGGCAUCAUUCCUUUGAUAGGCUGAAUUGCAACAUAAUAUGGUAAAAUUAAGCAUACCUCUGCAUUUAUUUGAUCUGAUAAUAGAGUGCAAUAUUGCAAUAAUUCUACUCCACUAAUGCAUCUUACAUAUGAAUAUAGCAGAUGAUUUAACCUUACUUUAAAUCAAGUCAAGAUGUGUUUUACUAAUUAAAUGUUUUCUCUUGCCUCUCCAGAACUACAUCUCAAUGAAAAUUGUGAAGCCUUUCUCU
Messenger RNA from Coregonus sp. 'balchen', 59230 nucleotides. NCBI's taxonomy places the organism in Eukaryota, Metazoa, Chordata, Actinopteri, Salmoniformes, Salmonidae. The record is from the annotation of a GenBank genome assembly.